AUGAAUCUUAUUCGCUCAUGCCUUGGAACAAUACGGGAUAAAAUUUGGGACCCGGCUGAACGACAUAAGCGUCGACUGAAGGCUGUUUCGGUCGAACCGACACCCAUUGCAAUAUUUCCCGCUGUUUAUGCAAAUAAAUUAGCCAACGGAAUUUUAAAAUAUGAAUUCGAAGUAAGUUCUAUACCUUUAACUUAGAAAGUAGCAAAACGUUUACAAAACUAUUAUUUUCAACUAGCUUCUGAUAUCUAGGACAAACUUUUAACACUGCAUUUGUUAACCAGCGAUUUAAAAGCGAAAUCCGUUUAUUUAGUUUAAUCCGGGCCGUCCCUUUUAAAUAAUCAAUAUCGGGACGGCUGGAGAUUGAAAAGAUUAAGGGGUUGAGGGCUUUAUUUUGUUUCAUUUUCAGCUGAAAUAUUUACUGUUUGAUUAAAGGUUAUUAAAACAACAUAAACAAAAUCAGGUUACCCCUUAUUUGCUGCACGCAGUAGAUGUCCCCUUGAUCAUAUAUAUGUAUAAAAUUGUAAGCUCUUUCGCCAAUUUUCAUUAUUUUUGUGUACCACCUUACUACGCGUUCCGCAUGUAUCUCUGCUCAAUGUAUGACUUAUUUUUUUCCCGGUGUUUCAGGUUGUAUCAAAUGGACAUGCAAUCAAAACGUUUAGUGAAGCAUCCUUCAUGGAAGAGAAUGUGAAAAAGAAUCAAACUCAGAAUGUUGUCCCGUGUAAGUUGUGGUAUUUGGGACAUGACAGUCGGUUGGCAUCAGAUUUUUCCGAGCAAUUUAGGUCAAGCUUUUGACGGAGAAGUAACUGGUCUUUAUUUUUUUCAUAGCCAUCAGUUUGUUUAAAGUCACCUGUCGAUUACAGUACCAUUAGCUUUAAAGUCCUCCGAAGAACAAUAAAAGCCUUAUUUACAAUUAAUUUGGCAGUAGAUUAGGCGAUUCUAAAUUCCAGUUUUAAUAAGUCAGUGGUCUUGCAAUCGUCAGAAAAAUACAUACCUCACAAGCGACUUAGAAACAAAUAGAACUUUAAUUAAAGGUGCAGGGAAAUUUACUGGCUGCAUUUGAGUCAUUUUUUUGUCAUCAGUAGGCCAGAGAAAAAUGUCCAUUUGACGAACCUCAGGCUAACUUGAGAAAAGGCCUUCGGUUAAUGGUUACGCCAUUCAAAACGUUUCAGUUUUAAAACGACAGUUUUGUCCAUUAUGUCUCCUGUAUAAACAGUCUUUUUACACGUGACUGCCUACGGGGCCUUCCAAAGCAAUAUUAAUUUUGUCCAGCUGCAUCGGGAAGUGACUUGGGUGGUUGAAGAUAAUCACUUAAUGUUUGUAUCUAAACAGUUAGUGCUAACGUACCACUAUUUAUUAACCAAACAUAUGCGUUUCUGCAAAAAGUCAGGUGAGCACGAAAAAAUCACCAACAAAAGAGCUGUACUUUAUGCAUGCAUUUUAGACCCAGAAAACUGCGUACUUCUUGCGGCCAUUGAUGAUGAUGAGUCCACAACCUAUAUUAACGCCAGCUGGGUCGACGUAAGUUUUUGAAUUUUGUCGAAAAUUUUGAUGCUUCGAUUGCCAUAAAAAUGCCGUAGAAAGUGUGCGCGUUAAUCCAUAUGAAAAUCUUGCUUUAAAACACAAAAUACUGCAGACUACUGAAGAUUUCAAUAAAGAUCAAUGGUUUGAAUCUUUCCAAAAAUUUUGCAAAAUUUAGCAUGAGUAAAAAGUGCAACACAGUCAACGACUAGUCUAUUUUAAAUUACGCCUGUUAAUAAAAAAGGCCGGAUGCAAAUUCUGGUCAGUUAUAAGUCGGGCAGAUAUUUUCGUAAAACAAAAGACCUACUUCUCAGAAAACUGCGUACAUUUAAAAUUAGCCUAAAAUUCUUGCUUGGUCCCUGGUUAAUUUAUGCAGCCAAGGGAUUUAAAGUUUUAUUCUCAGUAACCUUCUUGUGAAUAACCUUUUAACUAUUUAAUCCUACUUCGAUUGCUGAGAGUUUAAUUUUCAGCUUCUAUCUCAGGCAUUUAACAAUUUUUUUAAUUUUCCUGAUGCAGCAAUUGCAUGUAGUUUGGUCUAUAUUUAAAUUCAGCGCUUUUUUGAACAUAGGGUCAGGAUGAGAGGAAGAAGUACAUCGCAACGCAGGGUCCAAAUGUAAAGACAAUUUCGGAUUUCUGGAGGAUGGUCUGGCAGUAUAACUGCCAGUGCAUUGUAAUGGUCACAAGCCUUUUUGAGCAUGCAAGAGUACGUUCCACUUUCACCUAAGUCAUUUAGCCGAUUAGUUUUUGAUACUUAUAUUCGUCUUCCUUUGCCAAUACGUGUGUAAAAGUACACCAGACAUAAGCAAUCUAAGCAGUAUUUACAAAAAUCGUCGCACGGAAAGACCAGCAUCACCAUAACGCGCAUCAUUAUUCUAAUUUGAUAACAAAUUAGAUCUUUUUUAAAUUUAAUACUUGAAGAAAAAUUAACUAUUUGGGUUGUGUAAGCUUCUUAAUUACAUAAUUUUUGAGGAUCGGCAAUGUACACUCAAAAACGCUGUGUCUCCGUAUUUAUUAAUUCUGAUUGUGGAUCAUCCACUAUAGUUCAUAUUCACUGUAAAAGCUUAUAAAACCCAUACCAUUACUUUUGAACAGCGUUCUGAAAAGUAUAAUUUUUAUAUGGGAAGCAUAUGGCUUACAGUCUGAAAUCCUUAAAUGCAUAUGUAACGACAGGUCAGGCUCAAAAAUAUUCAGGAAUUGGAAUGAAUAUUUUAAAACCGGAUUAAAGUCUUCCUUCAAAUACGAAAUAUGAAAGGCCUAAUUUGCCAUCAAACAAGUAUAACAGCGAAUAUUUUAUGCAUGUUCUUUAUAAAAUAUAUUCGCAUACAAAUGUGCAUCCAAAAUUAACGAGAAAAAGUCCUAAAUAUUUAGCGAUCUUUUUUACAGAGUAAAGCUUUCGAGGACGGCUAGAAAGACGCUCGUUCAAAGGCUGACAUCCUGACAUGACUGAAAUAUCUUAUGGUUCUGCUGUGCGAUUAUUAAUGUUGUAGCCAUAACUCACGUUAUCUUUUUAAACCGAAAACACGUUUCUUACGAUAGAAAAUCUACUGUAGGAAACCAGCCACUGGGGCAAAGUUAGUGAGUGUUAAAUGUUUGCAGCUUAAAUGCACCAAAUAAUAGUUUUCCUUUACAACACACUACAGAACGCCGAGUUCUAAACUAGAAUUUUCAGUAAACAGAGGGAGAGACUUAUUAAAAGGACACAGCGUUUGCAAAAAAUGCCCGUUUGUGGAACUAUCGCAUACGUUUUAUGUCAAUUAUUAGCGUGUUCGCAUGAGCAUUCUUUUUAUUCGUCUGCUGUAGCGUGUGUUUUUCUGUUUUCUAAUUCAGCGUUAGCCUCAUUUGACAUGCUAAAAUAAAACCUUAGUAUUUAUGUCUCUUUCUGAUUAUAAUGACGCUGCGUUUACAUUCGACACAAGUGAAUUAUAAACAAAUUAUGGAUAAAUUUACUGUCCAGCAACUAAACUGCAACAAUCAGCAUUUCUUUUUUACAUGAACCUACUCUACUUCCAGAUGAGCAGAUGACUGUCUUUAUAUUACAAUCUGCAACGGUUAACUCCCUAGUGUUUUCUUGUAGCUGUAUUGGUAUUUAAAAAAUUAGCUCAGACGUUCCUUUGUCGGUCUAAAGUGUUACUUUCGUAAAACAUAAAACUAUGUUUUCUUUAAUUGGCUGACCGCAUCUUAAGCUUUCCACGCUUCGUCUGGAAAUACUCAAACGUUGAUCUUAUCCUUUACGCCUAUCACGUUGAUUAUAAAAUUAUUCCCCUGAAAAGAAAUAAGUAUUUAAAUUGGUGAUAUUAAAGACGAUUACAAUGCAUUUUAAAGACGUUUAAUUGCAGAAAAGCUGUUUUAGGCGCAAUAUGCGGCACUACGGAAUGUUUGUAUCAUAGUACAUUAGACCGUAAGAUACGCGUACAGUUUUCAAUAUUUACAGGCCAAUUUUCUGUGACGUAUAUUGUUUGGCAGCUGAUAAGUAAAAUGCUAAAAACAUUUGAAAGCAUCCAAAGCCGUGCACAAUAACGCUUUAUUCCGGAACGUUUUCACUCGCCCGACAACUUUGAGCAGCCAUAUACCUGUGGCGGAUUUAUUAACGUACAAUGCUUAUAUAUUAUGGUAGGUCGUAUUUAUGAACACCGAAUUUAAAGACCGGAUAUUUCCUGUAAGCUUGACUUUGAUUUCCUUCCAUGGCCAGUAUGGGGACACUCAAAUAUUUUACUCGUAUAAGUUGGGAAAUUAAAGUUAGUAUUUACGUUUGCUUGAUUUCUCUGUGAAAUCUACUGUGUCUCUUUUUCUCAUAGACAUUUGUAAUUGAUGAAAUCACUGAUUUGCCCAUGCCCUCCAAAACAUUUUUCCAGCGUCUAAACGAUUUUGGACUUAUAAUUAAUUCUUCGUUUGGAAUGGUAACAUCUGCUUAAAAUAAAAGAAAAUAAGUAUGGUGCGGUGCCCACAUGCCCUAGGAAAUGCAUCGGGUUAAUCUAUAAUACUAACAAGUGAGUGCAGGAAAUAAAUAUUUACGUAGAUACGAUCUAGAGGUGAUGAUAAAAACCACUUGACAGACAAAAUUAACAUUCAUUAGAUUUUCUACUUAAUUCUUCUAAGUUUAUUCGAUUUUAAUCGACAUGAUCGAUCGCCCCAACUAUGGAAUAUGCGAUGACGCGAAACAACUAGUGUGGCUUUGCCAUGAAUUCCCCACAGCAGUUCAAAAUGCAACAUCAUUUAUUACUCAGCACAAAAAUGAAAAUUGGAUGAUUGUCCUGACGGCAAAUGAAGCGGAGAUGUAUCCAGGGUUGUUUUUAACUCUAAAAUAACGGCUUGUUUUGAAACGAAUGUUUUUAUUUCAUGAGGGAAAUAUGACAAAGUAAUACGGGUGGCCUGCACCAAAGUGCAGGGGGUUAAGAAUUGGCUUAUGGGGGCCGGCGAUUGGGUUAGGGUAACGAAUAGAAAGAUGAGAAUAGGGUCAAAACAGGGACACAAGAAUGGAAAUCCUUAGAAUGCAACGCAAAGUUGGAGAGUGCGCAGUCUAGAGUCAGACUACUUCGUAACACGUCCUCAUCUUCUAGAAAGUCCAGCUGAAAUACUAAACAUUGAUGUUAUUUAAUGAUACAGAAAUCGACCGUUCGAAGCGGGGGGAUUAUUGAGAAGACUGCGUCCAAUCUACUGCUAUAACAACUAAGGAAGUUUUAUUACUUUUCUGAUGAGGGUUAUUUUUUAUUUUUAGCUUCAGUGUGAACGUUAUUGGCCCAGUUUCACCUGCAAUUUUGAUACCAUAAGUGUGACAAGCCGGGAUGCAUUGAGCACAGCUCAGUACACAGUUCGUGAAUUUCGUCUCUGUAGGGUGAGCAUUUUUGCUUUUUGCCGUUUGCAGACGUGAUUUAUAUCACACGUUAGUGACUGUUUGCAGAUCUCUCAAAAUGACAUUUGUAGGAUAACGAUGCCAAAUGUUUCACACAUUUUGUUCUCAUCUUUACUUCCCGACACCAGCUUUAAAAUCCGUAACAUUAUUAUUUAAACAUUGCGCUCAUGUAAGAUACGACUCUACAGAUGUGCCGAGACCUGUACGGAAGACUGAAAGAAACCAAACUAAACGUACAAGGCCAGACAUUUCUAAAAAUGAUAGUUUUGCAGCAUGAUUCCCUUACCGUCAUGCGACGAUAUAUUUCAAUUUGUAAUCUACGCUCCCACCAGUACUGAGGAAAACAGCUUCCAAAAAUACACUGAAUUUUGGAUGACAUUGUUAGCUUUAUGAUUAUUUUGUCAUGCAUAAAUUUCGAAGCAGAUAUUUCGUGCUCCAUUGGCUCUCCGAAAGAGAAAACUACCUAUCGCAAACCAAUGAACUAAUUUUUCACCGGAACCUCUGCAAAGUGCUUUGUCAUACAGCACUGUGACAGAUGUAAUGGGAGAUUUUAUCUAGCAUAUUGCAUUAGGUAGAAUGUACAAUUUCUGGUACUGCAUAACGCAUGUAUGAUUUACCAAAUACACCAUAAAAUCUUGAUGUCAGACCGUUUUGUAAAAGGCUUUGGAGACGUUAGGUAUAACAGUCCCAAUAAUUGGGCUGAGAAUGCGGUUUACUCACAUUGACUUUAAAUAAGGGGCAUUUUUUUGUGCGUCGGAAAGCAUAUUGGCAUCUCGGAGCUUGUCAAAUCAUAAAAUUUCUUUUUAAGCUUCGGUCCAGAGUAGAAAAGAGGAACGCUUUUUUAACAAACAAGACGUUCACCGAAAAUAUCUUCUAGCAUUGUGACCUUAGUGCAUGAAAUAAUGCCGAUAUUUAAGAAGUAAACAAAGUCAUUACACCGACACUGAUACCUUGAAGGAGUCAUAAAUAUUUUCGGCGCUAUUAUUCACCGAAAAGCUCCAAAAACACAAGGAUUAUCAGCACACGUUUCUCUAAAAAGCGAAUGAACGCCGUGGUUGGUUUGAAGACAAAUGUACUGGCUUAAUUUGAAGAUUAUGCAUUCUAAGCAAAUUACAAAGUAUGCCUUGGAAUGGCCUCAACUAUUGCCUUAUAAUAUCAACGGUAUAAAAUUGAGAAAGGUGUACCUAUUGUCUGGCCACUCGCAUCUAGAAGCCGACGGAUCUUGGGAAUUAGGACAUCAGGAUUGUGUUCGGCCAGUCAAAUCAGCUAUCUGUUGUGAGCAUCUUUUUUGAAGAUAUGCUCGAACGUUUCAGCAAAGUCACUGUCAGUCUUCGAAUAAACAACUGAUUAGUCAUCUAGUGACAUGAUCACAUUUAUGCAGAAUUGAAUGCCAACGACUAUACGUCGGCUAAAGUGCAAGGCUGUCGAACGUUUGGUACAAAAGCUGGAUAAAUUGCAUAACAACUGGUGACAACACAAAUUUUGAAGCAAGGUUGAAAUUUUGUUUAAUACGACGCUUAUCACUAUCAAGAUCGUUUCGUUUUUGUGAUUGCAUUAACCUGUCUUUUAUCCUGACGUAUUGUCACAUAAAGCAACUAAAAGGGACCUACCCCAGAUAAGAGAGAUCUUUCAGCAACUAGUCCGGCCAGAGACCGCUAUGUUUAAUAAAACCAGUAUGUCCUUUUAGUUUCACAUCAUAUAAAAGCAAUUUUUACCUCUGUCGUUCUUUCAAAAAGCAUUUCUUUCAUUAAACAAAUGGCGUCAUUAGGUUCUUAGCAAAUGCAACUUUGUUUUAAAAUAAUAUUUUAGCCUCAAAACGUUAAAAUGCUCUGGCAUUUACUGCUUAUUUCUUUAUUAACUAGUUGAAAACGCUAGUGAGGUUUGUUCACAAAGCAUUUGUCUACCAGCAUCAGGAGUAGCAAACUGUGAAUGCAUUACGUGUUAGACGUAGUCUUUGUCUGCAUUACUGAGUAUGUCUCUGUCGCUUUCGGGAAGAAAUGGUUGAAAAAUGCUUUAAAAUUAAAAGUAAUUCGGCAUGCUUAAUCCGAAAAAAACUUGUUGUGUUUAUAAUUAACAAUCCUUAAGUUUUGUAAUAAUGGACUCUGAUCAGAUAAGCUCAUUCAGACGCAAAUCUUUAAAAGCUUUUGAAUGUAAACGACCUUUCUUGGCACAUAAUGUUCAGUGGUAAAAAAGACAUGCAACCAUACACUUCCCUAGGCCUCUGCCAUGAAAUAAACCUGCGGACUAUGUAAUUAGUAAGAAAUACUAAUCCGCAGUGCACUUUUACUUCGUUGCCAACAGGUUCGCAUAGGAACAGUUGAUUCGAUUCGGCCGUUGUGCAUGACAAAGUUUAGGGAGAAAAUUUAUAGCAGGAGGUAUUCGAAAAGCAAAUUUGUUCAUAUCUGACCAGACCGACUGUAAAUCAACAAAACCAUCUCUUCUCAGCCUUUUUCUGCUUGCUAAAAUAGGGAUAGUUUCGAAAAUGUGAAUUAAAAACAGAAUCACAAGGUGCACAUGAUUUAUUGCCUGGAAGUAAUUAUCAGAUAAUUAGACAUCACAUUGCAUGCCAUGAUACUAAAUAGAACAUCAAUUGAAGCGUCAAAACAGGAGGUAAAAAUAGACAUUGCUAUCUGCCAACCCUUCUUUCAUUAGCUAUUUGCUUAGUUUGCGUUUUUUCGUUUUGGUGGCAUAAAAGCAAGUUAUCAGUAAAGAGAUUACUAUUACGGAAUAGGCAAAACCUGGAGCAAGGAAUUUUAUGCUUUCAUUUGUAUGCAGGUCCUCUUGUUAAGCGCAUAAGCAUAUACAUCUUACCGGGAGAGUUUGGCCUCUACAAAUUGGCAGAAAUACGGAAAACAUAGGUUCCUUCAGAAAUUAUCGGUUGACUGCAAAACGUUACUCGUUAAAUUACCUGGGAAAACUGCUUCUUAAUAGAGGAGUCAAAAUUCAAACGCCCUUCGAACGGUUAAACAUAUAUUACUCGGGAGCAGUCGAUCCUUCGCUUGUAUUUAUUUAAAAAGUAACAUGAUAUUUUGGGUUUGGGUAAAAAUGUUAAUCUUUAUAUGUACAGCCAAAUAAGAACGCGCUUUUGGGUGCUUAAACACCCUAAUUUUAAAAGCUGCAAUUUGUUUAAGACUAAAUUUCCAAUAUUUAAUUAAAUGUGACCGAAAUAGCCACAACAAACAUCACGUCACAUAAAGCCAUUCCGUUUGCCCAGGCUGAUUAUUUGUGUAAAAUAGUGAUUAACAACUAGUACAUAUAAUUAUUUGAUGUAAAUAUAUCUUAAAAUGUUUACCAUGCGCUCUAACAUAAAUACAUAAAAAGCAGUUUGAAAACGUUUUUUUUCAAGCGUGACGAUCCAGGUGUAAAACGAAUUAUACGGCAGUUCCAACUGGAGAACUGGCAUAAAAAUGAUCUUCCCUUCAUUGGAGCUAUUAUCGACCUCACCUCCAAAGUUCAUUCCUGGCGAGAGGGAAAGGACGGUCCAAUCGUCGUGCACUGUUCGUAAGUGACUUUUAUUAUUUCGUACUUAUUUUUCAAAAGGUACUGGCAAACUACCUUUGGACAGUACAAGUUAGUAACAUUGUCUUUUAAGUGUGCAGUUUUUUGAGGCAUGACUUUAUGUAAACGAAACGGUUGCGCUGCCAUUUUCAAAAACUUCGUUACUAGAACAAGACACCGGUUUUACUCCGUGAGCCUGACGUAAGAAAAAACUCUGUUAUAAUUCCAAAGUAACUAGCUCUGAAGAUUUUCAAAUUGUAGCUGUCCUAGAUCAUAUGUAAAAAUGCAUAUGGAGAUAAAAACAUGCCAUUACAAAUUGAAUCAAAAGGAUCCUUGACUGCUUACAAGAAAGCAAAAAGAGUUUUUAUCAGUAAAGCGUUGCAUAAAGAUUUCCUGGAACAUUAGCUAAAUAAAUGCUGAAUGGGGGACUUACUACUUGCGGAGUGGCCCUAAUUGCAAUUAAAGGGACAUUGCAUAAACAAGGAAUUACAUAUAUUUAAACGAGGAACAAGGCCUGCAAAAAUAAAAAUGGUCUUCUGAAAAAAUAACAAAGGGCUAUCACUUUUAUGUUUCACAAGACGAUAAUUUACACUCAGAAGUCACGACUCAGUAAUCUGGAAGAUGUCACUAAGUAUGAAAUUUCAGAAAGUAUUAAAACUGCUUGAAUGACAUACUGAUUUAAAGCAAUGAAAUAUAUUUUCAAAAAAUGGAAGCCACCCAACCAGCCAAGGGCAUUAAUGUCUUUUAAAUCGAUUUUUAUUAGGACAGAUUUUAAAUGGUAAAUAGAGGUACUAUAAAGACAAACAUGCAAAUGCGCGUGUUAAGCGAGGAUUAUUCGAUUGCUUAAUCACUGUCGCAUGAAAAGCCGUAAAUAUUUACAGUAUGAAUAUAAUGAAUAUGCCCUUAUUCAUCGCUUUACAAAGUGCAUUGUUAUCACUCCAAGUCUAGCAGCACAUUAGGUGGCUGCAAAAUGGCUGAUAAAUGCACAAAAAUGUUGACGAAAAUGGGGCAAAAUUAUGAGAAGUUACUUAUCCUUAAUACACUGCCCAACGUUUUUUACGACAUUUACCGGGCGAUCGCGAGCCGUCACACGGGUUAAUGACCUAACUUUGUCUCAAAGUAAAUGCCUUUUUGAAGUCGAACAGUUAUUUCAUAUACAUAUUUUGCAAAUGAGAAAAAGAGUUAAGUAAAUUGCCUUGCCAUCAUGCAGAUUGUGAAUUUUGCGAAAUAUACAAAGCUAAACGCCACAGUGUCGAUUAUCUGUUAUCACACAACAAAACAUCGUAUUCGUAGAAACAUACAGCACAAAGAUUUGAAAUGUAGUCAAAAAUAAUCGAGAACGAACGAUCAUCGACUAGUCACGAGGCAUGUAAAAUGGCGAUAUUUAAUUCAGUAAUCAUCAAUGUUCCGCCAUACAUUACAUCCUGAGGGGUAUGCCGGUGCAACGUCUGCUUAACAUGUACGGUUGACGUAAGUAAUCGUGGCAUAUAGUGCAUCGACUUUCAGGAUGAUUUCAUCUCCACAGGCUGAAAACUUCAAACAUAUCUUAGAUGACGUUUUAAAGUUCAAUUAUUAAAAUCGAAUAGAAAAAAUUUUAAAAUCUGGGCGUCAAGUAAGCUAAUCCCUUUUAAAUAAGGUUUGAUUAAGACCAAAAUUCAGAAAAAGUGGGACCUAUUCAAGAAAUGGAACGAACAAACAGUGUUUCGCUUGAAUCCAAACCUUUACGAUGUCUGUUGAAUAAGCAUUGUGCUUGCUGUACUAGGCAGGAUAACUCCUUGGUUCGAUUGAUUAGUUCGUGUAGAGUCAGGUGUAAAGCUCUGGUACCUAGAAAAUGACCCCUGGCUUAAUGAUUUAGUGAAAAGCUACAAGUUAGCCUCAUGUCAUCUGCAAAUGGAAAUGCCUGAGGUCAUUUGUGAUUGGUAAAGCGGGGCCAUUCUGACUAGAACAAUGCCGGCUAUUCAGUCUAGUGUUGUCCGCGCGAAAGACAAUAUGGAACCUCAUUUUGCAGUGUCAGGGUUCACGACUUAAUAGGAACAGAUUUAAGCGCGCUGGUUCAUGCCUUAGAUUGUUUGGGCCACCAUUUGAAUUAUUGCGAGCAAGUUCCUACAGGCAUGCCGGAAAUGACCAACCAAAUCUCCAUUGUUUCUUUUUUUAUCGUAAGCACUUCAGGGUCCCGUACUUUGCCCAUUUCUACUAAUAUGUCGUCAGAUACAUGGUGAUAAUUGCAGUGGAAAUUUUCAAGUGCAAUGAGGAUAAUGAAUACUCUAGUAUACUGGCAUUACUCGAGUUUAGCCUUAUUACAUUCCAACAUAGGAACACUGGCAUUAAAACUAAAUUUGUCUUAUUUGCACUCGAUUUUAUUUUUUUGCCUAGUAAAUAAUUGAAGUCCUUAGGGUUUUAUGCGUAGUAGUUGACUCAUUAACUAACUAACCUAAACAUGUCAGAGUACUAGUCAGAGAAAGGAUGUAACGUAAUGGCAAAAAUGCAUGCAUACGCAAUUGCCGUGUACGAGUGUUGAAUCAGUUAAAAAUUGACGCCAGCUUUGUGUAAAGUGAAAGCGGAAUUGGAAUUUUGAUUUAAUUACUUGCGCAAGAGCAAGCAUACAAGCAAAAUAGACGGUGUGCGAGCAGGAAAAAUGCAGUAAUUUAAACUGAACAGCAAAGAUCGCUUCCAACGAGGGCAGGAAACUGCAAAGUUGCCUCAUCCUGAUUGUCUGCUAGGGGUUUUUCACUUCAUUAGAGGUCCUCAAACACGUAGAGCGUAAGGCAUGCAGUCCAAGCGCGACGCAGAUAUUUUCAUAGUUCUAAAGUUAAUGUUCUUGAGUACAGUCGGAUGGAUCUAAAGCACACUCACGUCCCAAGAUGACUGGUGAAUCAAGUUGCUACAGGCGGUUAUAAAUAAGUGGACAAAGUGUCUCCUUCGGGGAGGCUUAUUGGACUCACUUGAUAGAAGAGUGACAGAGUUUUCCUCAUCUUCAUAACAAUCAAAAGCUCCCUAUUGUCUCUACAGUUUGUAAAAAUACCAGCUAGCACAAGUAAGGGUCAAAUAGUGCUUAAGAUGCCGUUAUUUCCUGCCGACUUAAUUAAACGGUUUGUCUGUGUCUUUAUCUUGCGUACUGCUGUAAACUCCUUUACAAUUCCUUAAUCUUUGUCUUUAGUCACUGACAGGUUUUUACAAUCUAGAAGAAGGCAAAAAUAUGUAAUUACCAUAAUAUGCUUUCACAGCGUUGCAACUAACGCUUGCAAAGUACAAAAAAGACUCAUAUUUGCCUUUUCAAAAAAGACAAAAGGCCUGGCAGAUUUAUUAAGAAUUUAAAUAACACUCGAAUGAAGUCAGAUAAAACAAAAAGAAUUAUUAGGCUCGUUUAGAGGAUCGAUAUAGAAGAGUAUAAGAGGGAGCAAAUAUAAAGCCAGAAUAUAAAUAUGACAGGGAAUACAUGCACAUUUAUUUGGGCAUUUUGAUCUCAUGAGUGUUAAUCGACGACGCUGCGUUCCCUGCUGAGUAGACAACCGUUAUGACGUUAUGGGGGAUAAAUUACAGACACUACAUCGACGAUGACAUUUCAUUGCUCUGUGUAAGAUAUCGCAGUGGAUGUCUUCACCAUGUACGCGAUAAACACGUAAACAGCUUUUAGUGUGUUUGAGUUUAAGAAAUGCAAAACUGUCGGCAAAGCUCGCCCUACCUCGGUUCCUUUAAGAUAACGUUGGAAAUCACGUGAUACGUAUGCAGCCCGAAAUCACGCUGGUCAGCAUCAACGAAUUUGCAACAAGGCGGCAGCGAAAUCAACAGUCGUAAAAAAACAACAGCAGACCUUUAGUUGUAAAAUUUUAGAACCACUUAUGCUCCCCCAAUAUUUCAUUUCAUUUAAAUGAUUUCACUUUCGAUAAUCCUAGGAGCAAAGAAACCCAAAUGCACGUAUUAACGUUCGCAAUCUCAUCUUUCUUCCGCUUUCCUUAAAACAGGAAACUGGAAAAUACUGUCCAUAAUACAUAACAUACUCAUGAACUUUAUUGACCUUUGCUGACAAUAAAGAUGUGAUUGACUUGAUAAAAUGUUCCUAACCGAGCAAAUAUUACAGGGUUCUCACUAAAGGCAUAAUGAAUGUUUUUUUGAAAUAACGAAUGUAAUGCGUCAUGCAACUGACACAAGAUGGAGUCAACGAUGACAAUUCAUUGCCCGGCUUCUAUAAAUGCAACCACCGUGAAAAUAGGUCACGCUCAAUCGAAGAAUGUAGGUUUUGUGUUGUUCCUAAUGCUAGAACAAACAAAAUACUUUCGACCAUUUAAUGCAUUUUUGAGCCGAAACCACCUGUCCAGGUCACUGGCGAGAGGACUUUCGAGUCAUACAUAUUUUUUCAGCUUAUACCAAGGGAUUAAACUGCAGAAUUCUGGCCUAGCUUAAGUUACAUUUGCAGACGUUUUGCUGAUGUUCUACCGUAUAGUCAACUUACCGUUUUAUCUUGAGUGUAACGCAAGACACGACCUCAAAUAACCCGUUUUUUCUUUAUGACGAGUCGUAACAACUGCUCUGCCACAAAAUGAAGGUCAGGGUAGAUGAUGAUCAGGCAUAUUGAAUCCCUCUGUUCCUUUUGUCAUAGCAUUUAGAAAGUGAAUUCUUAUAAGUAAAGCGUCUAAGCAUGCAGCUGAGCUGACUGAAUACGACAGUGUGGCAUUCGCAGGCGAUACAAUUCCCAAAGGCGUGAUAAAGUAAAAAUAGUGAUAAUUUGAGAAUGGACUUAUAUAUAGGGACAAUAAACAUGCACUACAAUCAUACGUCGCACAUCCGGCACCCAUACUUUCCUAACUGAACUGAUGUGGCACAGUGGCACAUACAAUUAAAUGUUCUAUCAAUGGUUAGAAGACGUGCCAAAAUAACUAACUCCCCAUGAAUCAGCCAUAAAUGGGGGGUGCUCGAUUUUCGCAUAAGCAAGUGUGUUAUAAAGGCCACAAAAAGGUAUGGCCAUCGCGAACUCCUUUUGAUUUUUACUAUGAUACAAUUCUCCGGCCAGUUUAAAAUCCUUCGGCAGUGAAUUUUUUGGUUUUCUGAUAAUUAGUAGAACGACAGGCUCCCUUUAGUAAAUAAAAUAAACACUGGGUUCAUAUUUUUUCCGUUUAUCCUUCCUUCUAUUUCUCAUAAUUUACCAACAACUCUAGGUUGACGAUGGUGAGAUGGGGCGCAGCGGCUAGCGUGACUGAAUUGCCGCCUAUAAGUGCCGCACAGGCAGUAUUUGCUACUGGCACGCCGGACACAUCUAUUCUGACUCCGAGUCACCGCUGCGUAAUACGUGUCAUAAAAUACGCUCUACGAGGAACUCCUUUGUUGCACAGAACAGAUAUAUCCCAUAAUCUGAAACUUUUGCAUAAAAAUGCAAAGACGUGUUUGGUCAGGCAUUGUUAGGUGAAAUUGCAGGACAAAACUCACCACAAAAAUAUGGGGUUUAGGCUUCUGUAGAUGUUUUUAAUGCUUUUUAAUCAGAUAAUCCUUUGCAUAGACAUUUCGGAGCGCAAAAUUUGCAGGGCGGCUUUCAGAGAUUAGCUCAACUAUCAUUUAUAUUUGCCCAUCGACAAGUGCGGAUCUGAUUGGAUUUUCUAAUUAAAUUGGCAGAUGCUCAGCAUCCUAACAAUUAGAACAACAGUGCUAUACCCCGAUGCCACAGAGACGUAACUGACACAUACAUAGUACCCGCGUCUGAAAAAAAUAUUACUCCGAGGGCCAACGGGGGGCUGGAAUAUGAAGCCUUUGUGCACAGUUAAUCUAAAGGUUCGUGAGAAAUAAAUGCAGUACAUAAAAGGUCGUUGAUGAAUAACGAGGUAAAUUGUGCAAACAGUCAAUAAAGCUUUUCCAUGCCUUCCGAUUGUUCAGUAACGCUGUAGACAUUCAGAUCUACUCUGAUAAUUUCUGCCGUUCAGGGUGUUGAAAGGCGACCUGCGUAUAACAAUACAGCUAUAUUUGCCGAUUGAGAAGAUUUUAUUAAACGUUGUUUAUCCAUGAGGGUUCUCCAUAAAACACGUUCACUUUUCCUUGCGAGAGGCGAGCACUGAGAACGUUUCGAACCCUAUUGCCUUAAUCAGCCGGCUAUUGCCAAGAUGACGAAGGCAAAAACUUUCCGAAAACCUCAUAAAGUUUCAGAAAUUACUGUAGAUGUUAACGUUGAUGCAGUCGCCACGCGCGAGGGGUAAUAAUUCGACUGACUGCUACAUGUAGGUGAUUCUAGUCAUAUUAAUUCUCUAAAUUCAGCAGUGAUCUCUGGGACGACCAGAUCAGGAAGAUGGCAAUCACAGCGCUGUGGGAAACACGCAGAUUCAGCCGACUUUUCAGAAGACGAAGAUGCGGCCACCGGAAGAAGAAACUUAUUGGCUUGACGUUUCGGAUUCUCACUCGAACCCAUCAUCAAAGACAGUCGCAGAUAAGGGUUAUGGUGGCAAAAGGAGUGCAGUUUUUAUAGCACAUAGCCGCCGUGGAAUCAUAUGCGUACUAAAAUGAAAAUCUCUCGAACUCACCGCUGGGGUUCGUAACUGAUGCGAUGAGGGCUUGUCAUUCCGCGUCCGAGUCGUUAACUGCCGCGAUUUCGUCAUCUGUGUUGGAUGACCGCGUAAUGAUUUCUCGGCAAAUGGGCUCAUUGUCAUUGGGAUUACUGCUUGCCAGCGCCCUCCCCACGAGACUGAUUCCCUUGACCGGGAAAAACUCAGAACAAAAUAUGGUAACAGUAGGUCACUGCGCUGGUUGUAAUUCAGCAACCGUGUCCUCCGUUUCACUGCAAUGCGUCUCAACGCACCGGUAUAACGCCCGUACGCAACUACGUCUGUGAAUGUGUUGAGGGAAGCGACUAUUACAGCGGAAAUGCUGAAAUUUGACAGCAAUCAGUCGAUCGGUCAGGUGGCGACUCAUUCGACGGGAUCUGCCAUAUUUUCACGUUUCGAGAGGCCGAAAUCUUUGCAAGUGAUGACAACCGCGUGAUCCGCGAACUGCCCAAGUCAUGGUUCUUACGCCCGCAACCCAUCAACAAGCGCAGUGACCUACUGUUACCAUAUUUUGUUCUGAGUUUUUCCCGGUCAAGGGAAUCAGUCUCGUGGGGAGGGCGCGGGCAAGCAGUAAUCCCAAUGACAAUGAGCCCAUUUGCCGAGAAAUCAUUACGCGGUCAUCCAACACAGAUGACGAAAUCGCGGCAGUUAACGACUCGGACGCGGAAUGACAAGCCCUCAUCGCAUCAGUUACGAACCCCAGCGGUGAGUUCGAGAGAUUUUCAUUUUAGUACGCAUAUGAUUCCACGGCGGCUAUGUGCUAUAAAAACUGCACUCCUUUUGCCACCAUAACCCUUAUCUGCGACUGUCUUUGAUGAUGGGUUCGAGUGAGAAUCCGAAACGUCAAGCCAAUAAGUUUCUUCUUCCGGUGGCCGCAUCUUCGUCUUCUGAACUGAUUCCUGGAACUUUCCUGUUCGUCUUAACUGACUGUACUAUUGCCCUGUCUAGAAUGCAUCAGUAUGGGUUGUGAGCACCCCACCAUUGGGACGAAUCGUCCAAAUUGUGCACAAACGUUCACGUGUUGACUUUUCUGUUGAAAAUACUGCACAUUUGACAGUGGAAACAAGAGGUUGGCCAUCUAACCUACCAAACGCUUAAGUGUUCGCAUUUACCACAUUAUAUGAAAAGAAAUGUUCACCGACAAAAUAGGUUGUCCAUUUGACUGGUGACUCACUGUAAUAAGAUUAUCUUGAGUUCGCAUUGAGGCUGAAGUGUUCAUUUUUUAAGACACUUGUAUGCAAUGCAUCUUUAAGGUGAAUACGUCAGAAUCGUUGUUCACCAUCAGUGUCCAAGGUCUGGGACAAACCACAGCCGUAGUAUAUAUGUUAAACUUGUCCGUAAAAAGCGAAUGCAAAGCGGAAAUAAGACGCCCCGAGGGGUCAAAACAGCACUGUUUAUAGAUAAAAGCUGGGGGGAACAGUAUGGCAUUUGUUAUUGCAUUUGCAUAAAUUGCAGGGUGCUGUGAAGUUCCCAAAGCUCACUGUAAAUUACUCCUACAGAGGAUCAUACGGGACAGAAUUAUAUUGUUCCUUUUUGAUUAUUUUUCUUAAAAAGAGCUGUUAUUGGAUGACCAAAUAAGGUCGGAAGUUUGAGGUCUUAAUGCAAGUUGGGUUGACAAAGGAAAGGACAAAAACAUACUCCACAUACGGCAACCGGUUAGCCGUAUAGUGUAGCUGUCUGGUGCAUAUUCAGCGUUCGUAGUCGCAAGUACACUGCAUUAAAAAGAGUUGCUUGCAAGAAACCUACUUUAAUCGUUUUUACACAAUAAGAAAAAUGCAUAGGUGGCGCAAGUGUCACUGAACAACACUUGAAAGGACUUCCUGGAAUUUUUAAGCCUUUGUCAGCGCAACCUUAACGGGACUUGUCAUCCCCAAAUUCAUAAAAGCAAAACAAUGUCUCGUUGUUCUAUGGGUGGAAAUUUGAUUCUCCUGCACUGACUGUCUUAUUUUGUUUAAUCAACAUAAGCACCUAUGUGCGAAUCUUUAUCUGCGCGCCUAUGUAUUAGCCUAAUUAAUUUUUUGCGAGUUUUUCAGUAUUGCUUUUCGUAGAAGUGUGUUUUACUAUGAAUUAUUGACGUAAUGUUAUGAAUAAAAAUAGCAAGGAGAUACUCACUUGUCCAUAGCGAUGAAGGAGCAAACGGCCCUUUUUAGCAUACGACAUGAAGUUAAUAUUUGCAUAACUUCCAUUCAAAGCAAUAGCCGCCAGUUUAGAUGAGCAAAGUGCUCACAACCAAUUAAGGAGCGUUUGAGCACGAUUUACUUUGCAUGGAUUUCAUAUACCACACCCCGAAUACGCCCCACCGACCCACGAGUCGCUUCUGCUUCAGAAAGUUCUAUUUGUCACUGAAGUAACAGCGGACUGAACGGCAAAUAGUAUUUGCGCCGUUGCUCUGUCGUGUUUACUUAGUCAACAAAUCACAUGCACCUUCUUCUCAGUUUUCUAGUGUGCGUCUGUCGAGAUUUUGCGAGCAAUCUAGUCGGAAAAAACAUGAUACAGUCAAAAGAGGGAGAAGAAUUCACCGGGGGAAAUUAACUUUUAAUCUGACAUUUUGAGUAAUCGGGUCGGAUACAAAUUUUCAGAGAUUACAAUAAAAGGAAGGUUCGAGCCACAUAUACAAUUGGCACUGAAAAUCGACGCAUAAAAUAAAAUGCCUCCUGAUCUUCUAAGAUACACUGCCGAAUCUACUACCCUAAACGUCAGAACGAAUACAAGCUCCCUCUGACAAACUCCAAGCUUUCAUUGACAUGCAACUUUGGAACUCCAUUUUGAUUAGCAUUAAUAUGAAAUAGUUCUAGAACUUUAGUUACAGCGGUUUCUGCCAGGCUUGUAUUAUCAUAGGGGAGCUCUGCAGAGACGUGAAAUUUUGCAGUGUGUGAGGCGAGUUUGGCAUGCACAGGGAUAGAUUCAAGUGGGUUUACUAACUUAAAUAAAUCUCUGUAAUUCGAAGAACUUCGAUUCAGCUUUCAGGCAUGAGGCCAAAAUAAGGCGUCCUCUGCCCACAAUAAGUCCUCCGAGUGCAUAGGGUGUUAAAAAGCUAUCAGAACUUUUGAAGUGAUUUUAACUGAGAAAUAUUUAAUCUGGUGAAAGUAGAACGAGGUAUCCACAGAAACGAGCACGUUUUGCUGAAAAUACGCAAAAAUGGACAGCCGCUAGCCAGUCAAACAAUAACAAUGUUUGUUUACCCCGUAGUGAAUGGUUCCUUGUAAACCAGCCUAGGUCUUUGCGGCUUUGGAAUUCAAAAUUUUUGACACCAAUUUAAAAGCAUUAUAUUUCGCACUUAGUAAUUGUGUCGGCUGAAAUAAUCGCCAAGGUUUACAAAGAAAAGACCAAGUUACGGAAAGUACCUAUGGCUGCAUUACAAUUAUAAGCGAAAAAGCAGCGAUGAAGGUGACCUACGAUAGUUAAAGUAUGCCAUAGUUCUGCGAUGCGUUUCGCCUAGAAAGGAUUGCUUAAAUAGGAUUGUCAUAUUGAUUGUCGUCAGCGAACUCCUAAGACACUGCUUUCACAUUAGGACGUCCGGCUUUAAAUACCUUUCAUUUUGGCCAUCCGUGAAAACAACGCCCAGUAAAACGGCAUUAUGUUUACAGUAUAAACGUCAAGCCUUACUUUUCUGUGCACUCAUAGAUGUGCCAAGCCAAUAAAAAGGGAACUGUAAAAGUACGUGUAUUUGAAAAUAUAUACGAAUCUAUAAGUAUAUCCAAAAUUCACGGAAAACAUUGGAAUAUUUUGAAUGGUUACUUCUUACUAGGUGUGAAUUUCCUGCGCCGGGAAUAUGUACAUUUAAAAGACAAAGUCCUGGUCUAAAUGAAAUGUCUUUAAGUUAGGAUUUACGAUAAUAACAUUGCGGGUCUCAUUCAGGCAUUUCGUCUAACCAAAAUGCAUCUCGGAAUUAUCUUUUAGAUCAUAUUAAGCAAUUCAGUUACUACAUACACAGGUAUUGUGAUCAUACUGUGUGUACAUACUGCACACAUACUUUCCUAUCCCUUGAAAUGUUAAUCGACAUUCUGAAAUAUGACUUCGGUUCGUAAAGGUUACUUGAGUAGACUUGUAAUAAAGUUAUCAUGCAGCACAAUCAUGAUAUAUUUCAUUCCCUUCACGAUUUCAGCUUUUGGAGGAGCUUCUCUGUGGACACCUGCAUAGACUAUACCUUGUGCGAAAUGACCACUUAAACAGUAUAAAUUUUUAUAAUUUACCCUUUAUUCCCUUUUAAAUUCAAAUAUAUUAAGCAGGUCAAAUACAAAAAUAAUCGCCGUCGUAUUUAUUUGGUAGCCAGCUACGUCAUAUUUAAGUUUUAUACUUCAGGGAGGCGUAUCUUUUGUUUUCUAAAGACUUUUUCACUUUCUAAAUAAUUCUUGCCCCAGUUGUCGUUGCUUUUACGCUCGAGUCUUCAACAACACCUAGUGUAUACAUUCUAGCAAUGAAGAAUCACAUAUUUUUCUACGCUGUUAGGAAGAUGUUAUAUAGGACUCAUAAAAUUGUCAAUGGAUUUUUAUCUAGCUGAGUACUUUAUAAGGAACAUUAGUAAGCCCGCUGAUGCGAUGCUAUAUAAAAGAACACUUCGUCGUUUUCGAAGAUUCAUAAUUAGAACGUCUUUAGAACUAAUGGAGACACUAGUUUCAAGCAAAAAAUUUGGGACAAACGUAAUUUGCUGCCAUAAGAGCCGAGGAGGGAAUGCUUUUGCACAUUUCAUCAACGUUAUGUAUUUGAAUUUUUAAGGAUAUCAAAAAUCAGUGAGAACAAUUUACGCUACCUAAAUAAUCAUUUUUAAGAAUUGUGGCCUUUGCGAACGGUCGAGGAAAACUCAUUCAAAAACUGGCGUCCUGACGUGACUGAAAUAUCUUAUAAAUAUCUUAUGAUCAUACUGCAUAAUAAUUAAUAUGAUAACUACACGUACGUAGUCUAUCCAAAUCAAAUAAGUAUUUCAGAAUUUCGGUUAACAUUUCAUGCUAUAACACAUCUACUGUAUAUGGGUGGAUACAAAUCUAAUUACUCUUGGAUCUUUUCCACAUUUUCUGCUUGCGGUUCCGGGUAAACCGAAUUCAUAGAAGCAGCGACAUUCCAAAUGUUUGGUGAAAGAAUAACGAAAAUUCGUUUUAGAAAACCACUUAAUGAAAAGGCUGUUUUAGAACCCCAUGAGCGCACUAAAUGCAACUAGUGGAGAAGAUAUAUUUUAUAGCCAACCGAAGACGCGUUAUAACUUCCCAUUUUCAGCCGCCAUUAGGGACACAAUUUUGUUCAACAGCAGAUUGUUGGGGAGGGCAGGUUUCACAAAAGAUAUUAGUUUUCCUGCAAUUUUGCUAUAAAAAUUUCCUCCGUAGAUUGGAGCCAAUCAAACGCAGACCCUAGUAGGUGAUUUCCCUGCUCAAACUAUUUAAGAAAAUGAAGUGUGGAGAGCAUUCGAAUUUUGUAGGAGCAUUUCUGGUGCAAACUGUAUAUUGUUCAGAUUACCCAGCAAAUAGGAACUGAGGCGUAUAAUGACAUAAGCCCGCGUCGGCUUGCUGCAUACGCUCAAAUAUUCACAGACCAUAAAGUUUGGUGUCUGUUACUGCACGUAAAGCUUAUUUUUGUGCUUAACAGACUUGAUAUAUCUUAAAGCCCAAAUCAUUCAAUGGGAGUGAAAUCUUAUGUAUAAAAUGACCGUUUAGAGAUCAUCAGUUUUAUAUCAUGUGAUCUGAACUCAGUUGCCCAAACAAAGACUGCUGAAAGGAUUUAUACGAUUAGUGACUUUACAGAAAUGGGUGAAUCUAAAUAUGGUGUUUGGCGCCAGAUAACCACUGUGAAGUGCAUCUGGCCAAAACAUUUUACAUCUCUUAAGAAAUGCUCUUCUGAGAUUAUACCAACUGUUUGAUGAGGUCAGGCUGAAUUGUAAAAGGCUCAGAUAAAUGUUUGAAAUCGUAAAAUGCCCUCGGUGGAUUCUUUUCCUGUUUUGGACGGCGACAAUAGUGUGCUGCGUGUGUUUGAGAAGACGGAGUGUACUCGCAGUUUUUUUGCAGACAUGGAAAAGUGGAGUUUGAUUUAGUAUUCCAAUUUUGUCCACAAUUCACGCAGUCCCAACACCGAUGUGAGCGUUCCGUUGGUCGUAGCCAGAAGUCAAAAGCGAACUUAAUAAUCCAGUCGCCUACAGUUUAAAAAAACGUCACUAUGAAAUACUGUCGAACUAAGACGUCACCACACAGGACCAAUCAUUUCUUUAGGAGCUAAUCACAGUCAAAUUGCUAUGUUCCCAUAUGCUUCAAAUUGGGCCAGCCUCGAGGGAAGUGAUAUGCAUCACUCUGACUAUGUCCACCUAGUGGUAGUGCACUACCGUGUCCCAAGCAAACAAAUAAAAGACCACUGGCAGGGGGAGAGAGAAUAAGGUUUGUUUGGUCCAUUAUCAAUAUAAAUUUGACUAAUUAGCCAGAAGAUUCAAGGACAGCACAACCCGUUGACCGUUUGCUCAUGUAUCCUGCACAUUCAUUCCCUCACUUCCGAGGAUUCGCUUAAAUGCGCAUGCUGCAUCAGCUCGAGAGAUAAGAUUGUCCAAAAGACAAGUUGGCAAGCAAACGUUGCUUCCGAUAAACUCUCUUCACGGGGUACAAUCGAAGAUGGAAGUGAUUGAAAAAUCGAUAAAAGUUAAUUUUAAAACGCAGGCUAGGCAAGAACGAAAGGGCACAGAAAGUUGUAUGUGGCUUGUGAGUCUUUGACCACGGUUAGUGCGGGCCUUGAAAAAGGUUCUUCUGGACAUAUAGGGUCGGUUUAUCCUAACGUAAUUGCGUCCGCUUCUGUUGUUGCUAACAGGCGCUGGCCUAGUAGCCUAGGGUAGCUCGAGGAGACCUUUUAAAUCACACAAAAUGCUUUAGCGGGGUCUAGACGAUGGCCUGAAUCAACUGCAUGCCCUUGGAUGGCGCUGUCUAUUCUCCUAGAUUGUGAAUCAAGUUGAUAAAUAGCCAUAUGUCGGUUUCUAUGAACUGCAAAAGGCGUACACGCACGAAAAAACUUGCCUUUCCAGUUAAUAAAACAAGUUCAGGUGCAGCAUGGUAGGUGAAAAGGACAAUGAACGGAAAGUUGACAUGUUGUAUCGACGUGAAUGGUUACUUUCUCAAGUCACUGCCCAUAGGGGUUUUCGCGAUGGCUCCUGGUCUGAGUUUCCAGCGGCUUACCUGCAAAUGGAUAUUAAUAAUCAUCUUGUGUUCCAUUCACGAUGACACUAUCCAAGACAUUAACGAAGUAAUAGCUAGAGUUAAUGCUCCACUAAUAAGCAAAACGAAUGUCUCCAUACAGAUAGUUUUUGAAUCAAAACUCCAUCAGGAAAUUUUUAAGUAAAAUGCGUCGGUGGUGAAGUCUCCAGGACUGUGGGUUUCUUUAUGGAAUUCACGAUAGAAAUCGACGUCAGUUUGCUGUUAACUAAGAAGAUGCGCAAAGUGCCGUUUUAUUUUAUUGUUUGAGUCAUUUAAUGUAGUUUAAUCGAUAGGCAAGAAAACUAGAAGAGACUCAAACAAGCAACAAUACAAGCUUUAUAAAAACGUAAAAGAUGGUCCGGUCUUCUUUCGCUCAAAAGCCAUAUUGCUUUUUUCCUUUGUAGCUUUGCAUGUUUUUGAUUUGCGCCAAGUUGAAAAUAACCCUAUAUGAUAACCAUGUAUGCAAAAUUUUCCUAGCCACUUGACAAAUUUCGACAUAUUUCUUCAACUUACAGAUUUCCUGGAAUUUCAUCUUGAGUUUCACGAAGUCAGUGUGGUCCUUAACAGUAAUAGUAAAUUAUAAUUGAGCGUCAUUUUAAUCUUGUUAUGUCAAUGCUAAGAAGGGACGUUUGGUUUGCAAAAAAGCGAAAUUAUGGACCUGUUUGAAUUUCCGACACGCUUUUAGUCCUCCCUGAUUGCUGCCAAACAGAAAUAACUAAUGGGAACAAAUAUAAAUUUUUAUAAAAUCGAAGGGCUUGUAAAACAUGUCAGCACUUGUAAAGUUUAAUUGUGCAGUAGUAAGAUACCAGUCUCAAUCUCAUCAGUAAUUCGACAUGAAAAGUCCUAAAUUGGAAGACUCAGCAGGGUGCCGUACAAAGAGAACGGCAUCAUAUUAGGUCAAACGACUUAGAAUGUCCCCCUUCCAAAACAAUGUAUACGGAUGUUUGCAAUUAUUUUUGUCUUGAACCAUUCUCCUCCUCUUUUACAUGUUUUUAAAAAUUCACUUCUUGAGUGUAUAUCGACAAAAGUCCAUUUGACGCAACUGAAAGAAGGUAACUUUCAUAUCGUAACCGCGGACAACCGCAGUUCAUCAAGGAAUGAGGAGCCGUGCUCUUCUCGCAAUUAACAGCCUGAGUCGCGAAAAUACCUCGAUGCAUGUAGAGAAUAUGUGGUAUUGCCUGAAAUUUUCAAAAUUCAUUGUGACGGAAGCCGUGUAUCAUUCUGAAGGCUUCUAUAGGCGAAUGCCGCAUUUUUACGCGCAUAUUCCAGCGGAAGCAUGUCGAAACAUUUACUUUCAUGCAAUCUCAGAAAGUGUGGAAUUACUGAAACGGACAACACUACAACUCGACAGACAACUAAUUCAUUUCGCGAUUCAGAACAGUCCAGCGAAGUUACAAACACAACGCGUGGUGGCCCAAAAAAAGCACGCGUACGCCGCAAUUAUAAAGGGGAUUUUGUGGAACCUGCUUUACCAUAGAAAAACCUAACGAACCCAGCAACAUAUAACGGCACCAAACGCAUCAUAAGUUUAUUCUUAGUGUUGGUAAUAUAAAUUUCUGUUAUGGACAUAUUUUACACCAUAUAGAGCAAUCUCUGAGAGGCAAAACAGAUGACCAACGGAUUUUCUAAAAUCUUGAAAUAAAAAUUGAUGCAUAUCUGAAAGACAUAAAGGUGUCGGAAUUUGAAAGACAUAACUGGAAGUUCUGGGUAUAAUUAACAGAAAAACCGAGCGUUUUCUCAUUAUACAAAGAUUUGGAAGCAGAAAAAGUCUUAAAUCUAAAACAUCUCCCGUCGUGGCCUUCCUUUACCAAAACAUUGUGUUUUAAACACUGCAAUCUUCAGUAAACUCCAAAAUCGUUAGUUAUAAAUCGCAACAGCAAACAUCUAAUGAAGCGUAUACACAGCUGAAUGAGGACACACUGAUUAAUCACUACAAUGCAAUGGAAGGCCGAGCCGCAAAUGUAUAGUUACUGGUGUCCAUUUACACGACUACAAGAAUCCGCAAACGUAAGACUAAUCAUUUAUACAAACGUCAGCUGGCACUCCCAAAUGUCAUGCACACAUCGGAAAUCCGUAGACAUGGUUUUCCACCAACCACACUGUGGGUGCACCAAGUCGGUGACAAUCACUGGCAAUGGUCUACCUUAAAGACAAAACACAUUCGGAAUCAUUUGUCUAAUCUGAUGGAGUUACCCGCCAAGUAGUAACUAUAGAAAACGGAAAAAUUACUUUUCAGUUAACGAUUAGACAAAUUUAAACUGUGCCGAGUAAAAACGAAAAACGAAAAGUACGGCUCAGUCAGUUAGACUAGGCCACACUCCCAAGUCCAAAAAACUAAAAUAUUUUAUAUGAUUUGGAAACUGCGCGAGACAGGACCUGCUUGAAUGCCGGUUUACCAGUGUUACUGAUAAGAAAGCUGAAUGGCAUCUUGCGAACAUAUGCUGUGUCAGGUGCCUUACUGGACAGCACAGUAAGCAGAACUGAAAACGAGAAAUUGAACGCCACUUCCAAUAUAGUCUCAUCUGAGUUGUAAUCUCGAGAGUUAACGACCAGGCCAUUUGAUGUCCGGAAAUUUAAGAAUACGGUUGCACUAGUUAAAAAACAGCAAAGUAUAAUCUGCUGUUUUCUUAUAAAUUUGCACUCCGACACAAUUGAUUAAUUUACUUGUGAGGCAUGCUGAGGUUCAUAGUUUUCGAGACAUGAAUCAAGUUUUGUCUAAAUCCAAAUCGUUCGGCUUUUUUUAUCCCUGCUAAACUUCUAGUGUUUUUUUUUCAUAUCAAAACAGGAUUUGCGGACAUUGGAUCACACGUGUACGCAGGAAAAAGUAUUUAAUUGUGACCUUUCAUUAAAGGCCAAGUAGUUCGCAUAUCCGAAGUUGCAUUUUACAGAACACUUAAGUCCCUCGAAAAAAGGUGUACAAACUGCUUCACUCAUUAGGAGGAAGCAGAAAAGGUUAAACAUAGUCUAGAAGAGCGUCGUAUGAUGUCCAAAAAUGGGUUAGCAGCUCGACCAAAGUUGCAUUUUACGUCGAUAGACAUUUACUUCAUUUUAUUUAUGUUUCUCUUUUGUGCAUCAGUGCUAGCACACCAAUGAAAUUUGUCAGCGGGCCAAUAAAAACAACUAUACGCAUUGAACGCACCGAAUUGAAAAACAGAAUAAUUUUACUGAACCAAUGAAGAUAAACUCAGAGGACAAAGUUGGGAAAAGCGGAUUAAUCAAAUCCGACAGGUCCUUCAAAAAGAUGGCAUCACAGUUGCGCUCUAACUAACGCUAUUUUGAGCGACUUACCGACCUUGGCUAUGGUCACGCUCCGAUUCGUAUACGAUUCGAUUAUGACAGGCAAACCGUUGGCUGGUAUGGCAGCAACGUUGAUAUAUUUAGUCAAUUUGGGAGUUAAGUUGUAAAGUUUCACGAAAUGUAGGUAACUGUGAUUUAGAAAGGGAACUAAAUCGCAAGAUAUUAGUUGCACACAGGAUGCAAACAGAUUAUUAUUUACCAAUAAAUGUACAAAAUAAUAGGAAUAUUCAGCAGUUGAUAAGUUAUAAGCAUUUACUUCAAAUAUUUACGACUACGCAAGCGGUCCGGAAAACGCAUAUUAUUGUUUCAUUGUUUUUAUGGUCAGAUUUCGAUCGGAUUCAAAUAAUCUCUCUCCUUAGCAUUAUUACUCACGAGAUAAUGCAUAUAAAAGGCUGCGAAGUUCACCUCGAUAGCUGAUCAAUGACUAAACCGAACAGAGGUGUUUGCCUUUUAACAGAACAAAUUGCAUCGAGACGAAACUUUUGACAACAUCGCCAUGUACGCCAGGAUAUAUCUCGACAGCGAACACCUACUUAAGCAAGCGCCACCUUUAAGCACUUUAAAAGACUGACAUCAAGUAUUUCAAUAGAAGAUAUUUCCAAAAGAUGACUUUCAUAUAAUUUAGUAUUUCUAAAUGGGCGUGAAGUAGUGAAUAUAUAUCUCUUUGAUGAAAUAGUUAAUUUACUUUACAAUAAGCAUUCGCAAAGGGAAAUCUACAUUUACCAAAAAGCAUUUGACUUUGCAGUCAGUCUCUACAAUGGACAAGUAAGCCCAAAAUAUAGUUCUGAUUUUCUGAUCCACUAUAAUCUGCUGGUGAUGUUCCUAAACACUUUGGCCUGUUUUUCAGUUGAAUAAAAUCAUGUGCUGAUUUAAAUUUUAUUUGAAGCGUAUAUACAGAUGGCCUUGUUUUUCUCACUCAACAACUGGAAUUUGUUCACGAAUCAGUCUAUUUGCUGAAGUUCUUAUCUUUUUAGCCCGAGCAAUCUCUUAUUUUGUAGUUCCUUUGAUGAAUGUGCCGACGACUGACCGAGCACUUUUUCCAAUAAAAGAGCAACUGCAAAAGUUGUUCAACAUUUAUACACUUCGAGGUAAAAACAACCUUUACGCAAGUAACAAAAACAACAAAAUAGUUGACAGGAAAAUCUGGAACGUUCAAAGCAAGUUUGUACAUCGAGCGAUCCGAAAAAUUUUCGUACUUUCGGUCAGUAUGGUUUGUAGCCAGUAAGUUAAUAAAAUGAGUAGAAGUUUGACAAAAUAUUCCAUAGCAUGGUUGCCAUCGCAUCUGUCUGCUUGUGUUAACGACCCAAUAAAAGUCCGUAUAUUUCAAACAUUUGCACUCAGAGGAAAAAACAAAAAAAGGCAAAUAUAUCAUAUAAAAUAAUGCAACGAUCGGAUAAAGGACUCCAAACAUGCAGCCGACCAGCCAAAGGUGCCUGUCUUACUGGAAAGGUGGUAGAAGGGGUUAUAAGGGCGGGGCCUGUGUAUGCAUAGAGGAAUGGCAAAAUAAGUAUAGAUAAUUGGUAAAUUCGUUUUUAUGGCGGAAAAAUUUUGAUGCAUUGAUAUGCAGAAACCGAAAUUGGGCCGGAAAAUUAAUUAAAAUAAAUAUUAAGUGUGUACAUCGAUCGCUUCUCAGCUAUCUGAGCUUAGGUCAUUGUAGAAAAUCCACCAGACCGUCUACGACAGACGAUCCAUCUUUGGACGAUAAAACACCAAACCGAAAUAAUCAUGCCGGACUAAAACCCACUUAAAUAAGUGUAGUUGGUAUGCUUUAUAUGCCACAGAUGCUUGGGGUCCUUCGCCCGAUCCUUGCCUAAAAUAAUUACUUUACAACGUUCAAACAUGCAAACAUGGAUAAUAACUUUGAUUGUCAUAAGUUGGAAAAAAGGCGACAUUACCAUGUGUCGCGCCUUUCGUUCACCAAUAGCUGUAUUGUUUGUGAAAGAAUCAACCGAAUUCCAAACAUUUUUGCUUGAAAACGAUGGUUUCUGUAAAAAAUUCAACUCGUCAUCUGUUUGCUUUAUACUCAUUUUGUCGUCUAAUUUUGAUCAACUUAAAUAAUGAGUGAAAAUUCCGUUCUCCCAUUAAAUGUUUCUUACUUGUAUUCCUUUCGCCCACAAAUCCCGAAGUCGACAUAUACUCAUGUGACUUCGAUGAAUAAAUAGAUAUAAACUCUCCCAAUCAUUUUAAUAAAAGGCGCACACUAAAGCAACGAGAAAUUUUUUCAGAAGUCGGCCUGCGUAUUGCAUGCAUGAGCACGUACACGCAAGGACUGGCGGCGGCUAACAGUUAUGCAACACCUCCACCUACGAGGCAGUUUACUGCCUUUUAGUUGGCGGUAUAUAAAAGGUAAUAAUGGCUGACCUACUUCACAUGUAGGCAAGACCAUACUGUCUUUCAUUUAUAUUUAGCAUAUUCUAUGUUGAGUUAAGCACUUGAAAUGGAAGGUCACUGCCUAUGUUGCUGAUAGAAAAGACCAAGCUUAAGAGAGCGAAAGUGUCCGAAUGUUUCGUUUAAUGCGAUGAUUUAGGUAAUUUAUGACUUCUUAUGGACAUCUGUCAAAAAAGGAAUACGUCUUUGUGUUGACAUUUUUGUUACUUGGUUCUUUUCGUUGACAUUCGCAGUCCGCGGAGAAUUUAUGGCUUUGGAUCCCCUUCAAAUUCUUUUGAAGUUCAGUAUGUUAAAUGUGACAGUGACAUUGGUUGGCUGUUAAACGGCGUAACUGACCAAACCACCGUGGAACAAGACGGACGCAAAAGAAAAGGAGUAAAAAAGGAGGCCAUUGCAGGGAUAAGGCAUCAAGUUCCAAUAAACGAACUUUAUAAAUGAUAUACGCGAGUACUUGUACACCUCUUCAGGAUCAUUGCCCACCCUUCUCAGGAAAUACCGUUGCAAACGAAAGCGGUUACUUUUGCCGAUCAGUACCUUAUGACAAUGUGCAGCACAGUACGUUUGACUGUGCCACGACUAAUAUCAUGUGGAAAUUGUCUCCCGAGAAAACGCCUUGGAGAACAGCAGCCUAUUCAUUCGAAACGGUUAUAACCAAAUGUGGCCUGCCAAGUAGAAAUUGGACGACGUCCUCUUUUAACUAUAACUCUUAAAGUCACGUUUAAAUAAUGUUCUUCAGGUUUCCUUGCUCUCAGACAUAACAGAGCGCUUUUGUUUUAUUUUGAAGACUCUUGGUCCAGUGCUCACGUAGGCAGCCACUACUAAUAAGAAAGUCGGCGGAAUGGCCAAUGUUUGAUUAUUUGCCGUCAGCAGCAGGUGCUAACCAAGUUUCAAAACGGGUAAUGGCGAGGCUAAACACUACUUGUUGAUCUUACAGACAUAUGCUAGUUUCCACUUUUAUAUGGUUUGAACUGAAUUUAUGGGCCUUGUAAUUUUAGAAAUACAUACGUUUUGUGCAUUGAAAACGUCCCUGGUACAAGUAAUAUGUGAUAAUUUAAAGUCAGGGACAAAAUGGCAACUAUGGCGAACGAGAACUGUAUGAAUGUCCCUCACCACAAAAUCAGGAAGACGUAGAAAUGUCAAAGUCCGGCGGUAGAUGAACAUAUUUUUGCAUGGUCAUGUUAAAGUGGGGAGUAAUCUGUGACAUUAACAAUAUGCCAAUUAAAAAGUGAUCUAGAUGUUUCAAGAACACGUAAGGUCAACAGAGGACUGUCCCGUUUGUGGGUCAAACUUCAGUACAAAUUAAUACUUGACAGUAACGUGGCGUAAUUAUGGACACGGAGAUCAGCGGUUAAUCAUUUCGAAGGCAAAUGCAGAAGCAUAACUUAUAACAGAACCACUCUGUAACCCAAAAUGUACAAAAUCAUUGAGAUGGAAACCGACAAAGUUUAUUGAUAAAAGGCUUCAAAAUUAAAUAUACUAAUAAGCCUGCUACAUAAAGUUGCGCUUGGCAACAAAAAACUGAUCAACAUUGCAGUUCAUUUUACGUAGUUAGCUUGGUAUAUCAAGUGUCUUGGGAUUCCAGAUGUCAACUGAGUGGUUCGUUUCGUAGGCAUGUUAUCUUAAUAAUAAGGUUACUGGUAAUUAUAUCGUCUGUAGUAACUGAUAAAUUUUUGUAAUCCGUAGGGCGUGCCACUCAUUUUGUUCCAGGCCCGACGAUCAAGACUUCAAAGGAACAAAAUGUGGCCACUCCGAUCCUAUCGGAAUAGGAAUGUCAUGGAGUCUGCAUGAGAGUCUGACUCUCCAUCCUGAGAGAUUCGGGGUAUCUCGUCAGUUGGAGACCUUCUUAGUCACGACUAUGAGGGUACCGCGAUACAGAAGAUGAAGAUGCGGUCACAGGAACAAGAAGUUUAUUUGCCUGACGCUUCGGAUUCUCACUCGAAUCCAUCAUCAGAGACAUUCGCAGAUAAAGGUGAUGGUGGCACUCGGAAUGCAGUAUUUAUAGCACGUGGCUGCCGUGGGACCGCAUGCGCACUGCAAUUAACAGUUCUCAGAAUCACCGCUGGGGUCAUAUUUGAUGCGGUGGUGGAUUUUCGGUCCGAGUCCGACACCACAGACCAAAAUUCUGGGCUCGGUAUGUGGAUGGCACCUUCGUCGUCAUCGAACGGAAUCAGGUGCUGACGUUCAAAGAACAACUCAACGCCGUCUUCCCGGACAUUCAAUUAACGAUGGAGGAGGAGGAGGAGGAAAACAAUCAGCUGGCCUUGCUGGAUGUCCUCGUCUGCCGCAAAGAUUGUAGUGGCCUAAAAACCAGUGUUCAGGAGAGCGACAAAUACGACGCAAAUAUUGAACUUCAAUAGCAACCGCCCGAUCAGUCACAAACGCAGUUACAUAAGGGCGCUAUAUCAGCGCGUUGAGACGCACUGCAGUGAAAUGUAAGACAAGGUUGCUGAAGUACAAUAUCUUCGACGGGUAAUGGGAGCCAAUGUUUACCCGCGCAACUUUGUCAACCAGUGCAUACGGAAAGGCCACCAAAAACCAAAUCCAACCGGCCCCAAAUUUUGGCGGGCUCUUCCGUACGCGAAGAACGUCUCGGAAGCCGUCAGUCGUCUUCUCACUCCACAUGCAAUUGGCGUUGCCAUAGACCAGAAGCAACUAUUAGGCGCCAAGUCAUGAGGCCAAAAGACCCGCUGCCACGGCAGGAAACGUCUGGAGUCGUUUACCGGAACUCGUGUAGUUGCGGACAAAGCAAUUAUGUCGGGAGACUGGGAGAUUACUCCGUACGCGAAUUGCCGAGCACGUAGCAGCAAUGAGACGGGGAGACGCUUACUGUCAGGUGGCGGCACACUUAACGGGACCCGGCCAUAUUCUCAAAGUUCAAGAGACCGAAAUCCUCCCCAGGAGUGACAACCGUGUGAGCCGCAAACUGCUCGACUCAUGGUUCCCAGGCCCGCAAUCCAUCAACAGGCACAAUGACCUCCCGGUACCAUAUACCGUACUGCGAUUUUCCCGGAGCAGGAGAAUCAGUCAAGUGGGGAGGGCGCGGGCGACAGUGAGCCAGCUUGCCGAGCAAUCGUCACACCAGCAUCCAGCACGAAUGACGAAAUCACGGCAAUUAACGACUCGGGCUCGGACCGACAAGCCACCACCGCAUCGAUUACGACCCCAGCGGUGAUUUCGAGAACUGUUAAUUGCAGUGCGCAUACGGUCCCACGGCAGCCACGUGCUAUAAAUACUGCACUCCUGGUGCCCCCAUCACCCUUAUCUGCGAAUGUCGCUGAUGAGUUAGAAUCCGAAACGUCAGGCGAAUAAAUUUCUUGUUCCAGUGAUCGCAUCUUCGUCUUCUGAACUGCUAACUGGAACUCGCCUAUUCACUUCUAUCGGUACCGCGAUAGUUCAAAAGUACAUCGGAUUGUUCGAAGUUAGCAAUAACCGUUGAGUGCCGUGGAGGGCAGCCCCAGAACUCGACAAAACUCUCUCUCAGGCAUCAAUCCGCUGUUCGAGUCGAUAAAAGAUCUGAUACUGUAGGUGAAUUACGGAGCCAAGCGUCCCAUCUAAGCCUACAAAUCACCACCUGCGUCAGAACAGCCAUCACCUGCGCAAGUAAGUGGUGACAAAAACCUAUCUAUGUCUUGGACAGCACAGUUUCAACCGGGGCGUAACGGCCUAAUAUUCCCGAUUCACUCGCCAUGCCGAAUUGCCGGUUUCUUUAUCUUGACUCUAUGUCUUUUGUAGAAUACUGGAGGUGUAUACAGCGUGCAUAGCUAAAGAACCAGAUGGUAAUGAACGGAGAGUGGUUGCAAUAGACAUCAAACGACUUCAACUAGUGGCAAGUGUUAUGACAGCGACGUUAGCAAUAUGCAUAUGGUCCCCAUCGAGAAAAUCAUAGCAACUCGCAAACUGGUUUUUUGAACUUGGCUCUAUCGUUAGUACUAUGGCGUAGACUGUCUACUAAGGUUUUUCAGUAAAAAUUUGUUUCCAAGUAAUACGUAUAUUAAACUAAAGAGGACAAAGUGGCCCGAUAUGUCACCGAGAAAUCUUGGUUCUACCAAAACGUCUGCUGUUUGCGAUCAGUGCUUUUGACGAUCAGGGAGUUUCAUUCAGACAUCAAGCUCACAUUUUACGUAUUUCAGCCAAACUUCGCUUUAUUCUCUUCUGGAAUGAUUCAUCAUAUUUCCGCGAUUUGUAAAAAAGUAUAAAAUCACCGAAAAGAAGAUAAGUUCGUAAAAAAAUAGCCAUAAAAAAGACCGUUGGAUAAUCAUUCGGUCGGGAUAAUUGUUUUUAAGGCUACAGUCAAUUGUGACAGAUGACGGCACUCAUGUCGACAUACUCCUCUUUCCGGAUAAUAACUCGGUGAGAAAAUGGGGAGUAAAAAAUGAGGAGUACCAAUUAAAGAAAUCUACAAAGGUCCUCAGCGGUUUGUUUUGCCUACAGGUUUUUUUUGUAGAAACCGUAACUAAAGCCAAUAUCCAGUAUUUUACGUAAAGUCGAAAAUUUUAUGUGCGAGUGACGUUAUUUGCUUACUUUACUUACGUCUACAUAGUUUCAUCAAAAUAUGUCCAGAAUAAAUUGGCAAGUCCACGUUUUUUGUGACCAUCGACAGAUAAAGCAAUUGUUAUUUUGUCCUUAUUCGAAGUCGGUCAUUGAGGUUGUUUUUUAUAAUGAGGCGAAGCUAGACUUCCGAUUUCCUGGCCUUUGAUAAAAAAAUUAGGACAUUUUUUAAAUACCUAUACAAAUUGUGAUGAAGGAUGUGUUAUGAUUGCUUCACUUUUUGGGAUGGGAUAUAAAAGCUGACGUCUCUGCACAGAACGACUUAAAUCCACAUGUCAGGCCUAUUAACUAUGAGUACCUGAUCGAAUUUUUACAAUGAAAAUUGGCUGAUCCCUUACUGAUGAAGGCUCAAAUAACAAUGCAUUUUAAAAUUGACUUUUCUGUUUUUUUCAAGGGAUAGGUCAUCCAAUACUGCCAUCGGAAUCACGAAUUUCUUCUGUUUUUGAAAAGAGGAUAUGUUAGAGAAACAAAGAUAGAAUUGCUUGAGAGAUAGUUUGUCGUCUUUUUUGCUGUUCUAGUCGCAAACCCAUUUUCAGAGACAGCAAAAUGCAAAGGCGUAGGACACCUCACAUUCAAACUAUCCAAAAUUUCAGUUUGUGCUUUCAUUGCAGGUUGUUGUACCCCUCACAAUGAUUGCUUUAUUACUUGCAUCUGGUUUGUAAGUGGUCGCGACUUCGUUAUCAGAAUUGUUGGUAUGAUAAUGGCCCUUUAAUUAAAGUCCGGGUUCUCCUUUAACUCCUUAAAGGCUAAACGUUUCACAGGAGGCGGAACUACGUAGGUCCCGUUCGCCGUUCACCGACAUGUAUAGCUACCUUCGACCUCCAUAUUCGGCUCUAGGGCUGGACAGUCACGCAUGGAGUGCGUCAGUGAGCAUUUCUUUCGAUGACCGUAGUAGCGAUCUCACAUACCCCGCCAUUAUUACGUCGAACAACAGCACUGAUGAUAAGAUCAUGACAACUGACCACUGGGGCUCAGAUGAAAAAGCGACAGUCCCACAAAACUAACAUCUGCGAUGAAUGCGAGGUCACCAAAAGUGACAGCUGCGUGGCUGCCUAGUAUAUAUCGGAUACACGUACAGCCGUUACCCUUGCUUGUGGUUGUAUAUUGUGGUGGGUUUGUGGUUUACUCUGAGGCGUCAGACGAAUAUGAUCUUUAUCUCUGGCAGUCGACUUCGCGUCCAUUUAACAAAAUGGUAUAGAAGAGCCACUUUCAAUUCUCCCCGUAGGUACAACUGCAAAUAAGACAGAGUCUGCAGACGCUGACUCAUUGUAAAGUGAAGUGAUUCUAGGAAAACGAUAGAAGUACAGAUUGACAUAAGGAAACAAUUCUUCAAAAUUGCUAAUAAAUACAAAAUACAAACGUCAGUAGUAGCAGUACCUUCAUUUGGAUGCCGUUGACAUUGACCCAAGAUUUAGGCGACGGUAUGUGCAUGAACUCCGUUUUAUCCGUGCUGAUGCUCAGCCCGAAGUUGGCACAGCCGGAGGGGAAGAAUUCCAUGCCUCGUUGCAUAUCGGCGUCUAUCACUGUGUCGAGCGCGAUAUCUUCCGUUAAGAGCAGGUCGUAGACAGUAGUCGUGAAUGGACGCGUCGCGGUCUGCCUCCGUCAAAUACUGAGAAGAUAGCCAUCGGCACUGUAGACUACACAAAUGCAGAGAGCCCUCAUCCCGGCAGGCGUCCACCAGCAUGAAUGAGGAGGGUGAGAGUAAGAACUCAGCCCUAAGUCACUCUGUUGGUCACUUUAAAGGUGUCUGAGACGGCCCAAUUAUCUGUAAGUGCGCCGUCAUUCGGUCGUGGAGAGCCGAAUAUCUGCAUGAUUUUCUAGAGUCCAUUGCGAUUUGCCGUGUCGAAUGGUUUCGUUAGAUCCACAAAGAUAGUGUAGAAGUAGGUUCGCAUUUCGUGCUAUUCCUCUUGCAAAUGGCGAGCAGCAAAUAUCGUCUGUGGUUUUGCAGAGUCGUCGGAAGAAACACUGCUUUUUCUGGGUAAGUCCCUAUUCUUGAUAGCCGCCGACAAGGUUAAGGGGAAUGCUAGCGAUAUGAAGCAACAGAAUUCCUCUGCAGUUGUAAGAGUGCCUUCGGUUCCCUUUUCUCUUGGAGAUAUGGAAGAUUGUUGAAUCCUUAAAAUCCUGAAGAACUUCUCCGCGGCAUGCUAUUUUCUGGAAGAAAGCUGUAGUUUUUCACCAGCCGAAGGCCGUAGUCCCUGUAAACAUUGGACGGAAUCGCGUCGAAUCUCGAUGCGUCACCUCUGAACAGCUGGUGAAUGGUUCUAAUGGUGUUUGGAAGGGAAGGCGGGAGGUCUACGAUGAGUGACCGAUCUCACGAAAUGUUGGCUGAGAUUCUAAAAUGCAUUUUCGAUUAGGAAGAAUUUCUUAGGCGCGGUUGUAAUGGUUAUUAUCAUGUGGCAUAAUCCUAAAAUAUUUCAGACUUGGCGGGAUGUCGGCUUUUGAAUACACAGUUCUUAAAUCACCUGUACAAACCGAAGUCGGUUAAAAAUGAUUGUUUAAAUAGCAUGCACUCUUCACACUAAUGGUCGAUGGUCUUAUCAAUUCAAGUAUAUUUAAAAAAAGGGGAAAAAAUUAUCUUUUUUACUCGCGUAAUGGAAAAUCACGUCCACUUCAUAUUUCAUACUUAAAAACAAGUAUAACUGGGUUUUAAAUUUUCCUCUAAUUCCCGGACAACUUAGAGCCCGGUCAGUCGUUGCAUUAGCGCGUAGAUAUUUAAGUCUACAAGGUGCAUGCAUUCCGCUAAAGAAAAUCGCAUAUUCUUCUAUGCCUUUAAAAAGAUACCACACAGAGUCCAUAAAAUUUUGCAAUGGAUGCAGACUGUAAUGAACUUUUCAUGAGGAGCAGUGGUAAACGGACAGGUCCGAUGCUGUUUGAACGGACACUGAACGGCCUUAAAAAUCUCAUAAUUAUAAACUUUUUAAAAGCUAAUUAUACUCCUUCCUGGAGUAUAAAAUACAAAGAUGACGUGAUUCUCUAUCACACGACUGAAACAAAGCAUAUUUUUGUUCAUGAUAAAUAUAAAAUAUAUUUGGAUUUGCCAGACCAUUAAAAGUCAAUGGGAAAAAUGUAUGAUACACAAGUAGUAAUUUUUACCGGGUACGGUUUCUACGGGAGAUUAAAAAGCAGUGCAUUCAAUCGCGCCUAAGUACUCCUAUCCUAAUCGAAAAUGUAUUUCAGAAUUUCAGUCAACAUUUUAUGAGAUCGGUCACUCACUGUGGGUUGUUGUUCGUGCCCCCUUGAGGGGUCUGUUCGAUUGUGGCGUCAGGAAUCCUAGGUAGGUGGUUAAGGACACUUCUGGAGUGCACUGCCCAGCGUUUCAAAGGCUGCGAUUUCUCCGGCGAAUGUGUUGUUCCAUCGGGGCUGAGAAAUGGAGCCGCAGAGUGCCUUGGUUAUAGAGCGUAAAGUCUUCGUUUCACUCCUGGAUUCCCUCGGCUUCUGUUUGUUUACGUUCUUCGACCGCGCGUUUCGUAUCUGCUAGUCACGGUAUACUGGCAGUUCGAACGGUUCCCUAGAAUUUAUCCAGAGCACCUUCUCUAAUCCUUACCUUCCGGGGAGUACGUAGCGCUAUUCCUUAGUAGUAGCUGCCGAUCUCCGCUAUGAGUCACGGUGUUUUCGUGGAGAUUGGACCGAGUUAGUCGUGCUCGCGUGCCUGAUUGCAUGUCGUCCCCUCCGUAGAACCCUUCGAAGUGAAGGGGAGGGAGGGGAGGAAAGGGAAAGGGAGAGGGAGGGAUGGGAAUAGGAACAAAAUUACUGGAUGUAGGGCUACACAACAUAGACACAUGCAUUUGGAAUAGCCCGCCGAUCGAGUCAGUUAGAGGCGUGUGGCUGCCAGUUAAAGGCGAACAUCGGGGAGAGGUAGAUAACAGUCAGGUUGUCAUUUAAGGACUAUGAGGAGCAGCCACGAUUUGUAUGAUGCCACCCACCAUACAUAUGUACAAGGGUACCGCCUAGCUGGAAGCCCUACACCCAAUGAAUCUACUCGGUCUUAUGCGCCUUCAUGAAAAUUUGCGUUUAACCAACGUAGAGUAGAACACUUCAUCACGCAUUUCUCCAUGAGCACGUGCGGCACACAUGAACACACGCGACAUCACCCAAAGCAAGCAAAACACACGUAAAUGUAAAGUGUGUUCUUCGGUUUCUUCAUGCACCUCCUCUGCUACAUGCAAGAUUGGAGGGUCGAAUACCUACGUAAAGUCUCCGUGUGUGCGUGUGGAAAAGGGGUCAGGUCGUUUGUGUGGAACAUGCAGACAAGAUUCUUCCAUUUCUCUUAGUCACCUCGCGUAGUCUCAGCAUCGGUUGGUUGACCGAUCGACUAGUGCACAGAAAAGAAUAGCACGAUCAAGGUCGCCGACUCAGCGCAUCUUCCUCGCUAUAGACAAUCUGGUGCGCAGGAAACUAUCCCGCAGCGCUAAAAAUCGCGUCUUAGGAGGCUGCCAACUGCCGGGAUAAUUCUGAUCUCACAGUCAGCUAAGCAAGUAUUUGGGUGGAGUGGCAAACUGAUGGACUGAGUGCCAGGCUGAAAUGACUCCUUCUCAAUGUGACCUCUAUGGUACUCUCACUUAAUGGUGUCCAAGUCUUGGUGGUGGUACGCGCUGAGGUGCUGGUUUUCGCGUGCCAGCCACUUGCUCCCUCUCCUCCCCCGGUUUUCUGUCAUGACACGAGAUUUAGGUGGAGCAAAAACAAGGGGUACGGCAAAUGCUGCCAAAGUCUACUAUCAAUAUAAACGGAGUCCGGCGCAAGUUACCCCCCCACUACUCUCAGCCUACUGUGGAGCACAAAAUGGACAUCGUCAAAAGGGACUGUCAGACUGUCAAUCGAACCUAUCAUUCCGACUGAAGGAUGAUAGUGAACAAACGUGGAAAGCUUCGACUGAAUCUGAGUUUGAGCGUUUGAUAAGUCGCAAGAAUAAAAACUGUGUUAUAAUUCUAGCGAAAAAUGUCAUAUGCCUUUUCAAGUUCACACAUCGACAACAAACGUAAAUAUCCAUUUCAGAUUGUUCAACGUUUGUCUUCCAUGGAAUUCAGCUACAGCUGUUUAAACAUACUUUUUUUCCGCUAACAGUUUCCAUUUUUACAUUUUUCGCGCGGAAGCCAAUCGAUCUACGCAGAAGUCGCGGAAAGUUGAUUCAAAUAAAAGAUGGUCUUCUAGGUGCAAGCCGAACUGUGAUUUUUUCGAGGCCUCAGAACAAAAUUCCAAGGUUACUUUUCCGUCAGUUUAUAGGCAAACAUAAGGAAAUUUUGAUUAGGCCGGCCAACCAUUUCAAGUUGUUCCGCAAGUGAGAUAAGUGUCCUAACUCAUAAAAUGCUAACCAAAUUUCCGAAAUGCGUUUUAGACCCGAAAGGAUUAUUGAAAUAGCAUUGUAACAUUAACCGUCAUGCAGCAUAACCUUAUAAGAAUUCAGUUACUUUAGAAUAUCUGUGAAAAAUGACUACUUAGCAAACACACAUUUUUGUCAACGAUUUCCGAGAUGAGUUCAAUUAGAUUUCGUUGAAAGCAUGCACAAAAAGAUUCACUCUGGUUGCAGCUAACAAGCGAGUUCCAGUUAGCAGUUCAGAAGACGAAGAUGCGAUCACUGGAACAAGAAAUUUAUUCGCCUGACGUUUCGGAUUCUCACUCGAAACCAUCAUCAGAGACAUUCGCAGAUGAAGGUGAUGGUGGCACCAGGAGUACAGUAUUUGUAGCACGUGGCUGCCGUGGACCGUAUGUGCACGGCAAUUAACAUUUCUCGCAAUCACCGCUGGGGUCGUAAUCGAUGCGGUGGUGGCUUGUCGGUCCGAGUCCGAGUCGUUAAUGGCCAUGAUUUCGUCAUUCGUGCUGGAUGCUGGUGUGACGAUUGCUCGGCAGGCUGGCUCCUUGUGACUGUGAUCGUUGCUCGCGCGCGCCCUCCCAACGUGACUGAUUCUCCUGCCCGGAAAAAUCGCAGUGCGGAAUAUGGUACCGGGCUGGAAACAUCUGUAGUCGUUUACCGGAUCCGGUUUAGUUGCGGACAAAGCAAUUGUCGGAGAAACUGGGAGAUUACUCUGUACGCCAAUUGCCGAGCACGUUGCAGCAGUGAGGCGGGGAGACGCUAACUCUCAGGUGGCGGCGCACUCGAUGGGACCCGGCUAUAUUUUCAAAUUUCAAGAGGCCAAAAUCCUGGCAAGGGGUGACAACCGCGUGAGCCGCGAGCUGCUCCAGUCAUGGUUUUCAGACCCGCAAUCCAUCAACAGGCACAAUGACCUCCCGGUACCAUAAACCGUACUGCGAUUUUCCUGGAGCAGGAGAAUCAGUCACGUGGGAAGGGCGCGGGCGAGCAAUGAGCACGGUGACAGUGAGCCAGCUUGUCCAGCAAUCGUCACACCAGCAUCCAGCACGGAUGAGGAAAUAGCGGCCAAUAAAGACUCGAACUCGGACCGAUAAGCCACCACCGCAUCAACUACAACCCCUGCAGUGAUUGAGAGAACGGUUACUUACAGUGCGCAUACGGUCCCACAGCAGCCACGUGCUAUAAAUACUGCACUCCUGGUGCCACCAUCAUCUUCAUCUGCGAAUGUCUCUGAUGAUGGUUUCGAGUGAGAAUCCGAAACAUCAGGCCAAUAAUUUUUUUGUUCCAGUGAUUGCAUCUUCAUUUUCUGACGAUUUACUCGUUUAUCCCUUUCGUGAAAAUUUACUUCUGCACUAAAUUUCAUAUCUGAAGAAAAGAGAUACUUCAAUUUUAAAAAAAGUUCCUUAUUGUGAGAGUUUUUUAAACUGAAAUAUCUAUUUAUAAAACAUCGUGUGUCUGCAUUUAUUAAUGUUACUUUAAAAAUUUAAAAUAUUGCUCAAACCUACUGACGUGUUCUAAGAACUCCAUAUAGUCUCUUCGAGUAAGAUAUAGAAAUGUAUGAUUCUCCGUACAAUUAACUAUACACCCUUUGAUUUCGAAAGGUAACGUCGCAUGAGAUUUAGAAUUUUUCGGGAAUUUGGAAAGUUUUUUAAAAGCGAACUAUACCUCGUCCUUAAAGAUAAACUUAAAGAAGACGUAAUUGUCUAUCACACGAGCAAAAGGAUAAAUAUUCUUAUGCAUGCUUUCUAUGAGAUAUAUGUGAAGUUUCAAAGACAUCGAAAAUCAAUGGGACAAAAUCCUGCUAAUUAUGUAUUCAUUUCUCAGGGUGAAGUUUUUUCAGACUGCCGAAAAGAAGUUAAUUUAAAAGCUGGCACCCUGAGGUAACUGAAUUAUUACGGGAAUAUGCUGCACGAUGAUUAAUAUUACAGGCCCACCCAAGUAAUCUUUUCGAGUUAAAAGCGUAUUUCAGAACGUUGAUUAACAUUUCAUGAGUUAGCACAUCUACUGUAACGCGCAGAGCCCGAAUAUUUCGAAAUUCCAAUAAACCGUGGCCUGUGCGACCGCCCACAAGAUAGCUUGGUAUAAGACUUUACAUAGACGCAAUUUAAAAUGGCAUAACUCUCAAACAGUUGAUUAUUUUACUUUUAACAACUUGAACUUUUUGAAAUGCAUUCGAGUCAAAGGCGAACGGAGACUAGUUCAUUUCUAUAUCUGCUGGGGUGUUUGGGCGGGUAAGGUGAAUUUAAAAUUUGGAUCCUCAAUAAGACAAAACAUUUUGGAAAGCAAUUAUUCCACACAUGACAUAAGCUUUGCGCUCAUAACUACAGACCUACAAAAUCUAAAAAAACUGUUUUCAAAAUACCUUUUGGAAAUAAAUUGUAUAUUGACUUAAUGAAACCCAGCAGAGAUGAAGAAACACGUAACGGCGGUAAUCUGUCGCUGUUGGCCAUAGUUGAUUAAAGGUAAGUACUUGGACGGUAUAGUGAUACAAAUAAGCACUCAUGUCUAGUCAGAGCCCGAUAAAAAUUGUAAAAAUAAAUGAUAAAUAAUAUCCUGCAGUGAUACCAGAUGGGCGUAGUAUGUCAGUAAGACCAUAAAAGGAACUAAGGAGGAUCUAGAUGGUCACGCUGGGACUAGCAAAACGUCGUGCAUUUUUAGUACCUUACCGAUCUGUACUGAAAAAUGUGCGCUUUUGUAAAAAGUGUGUUUUUAGUUUAUUUCGUCGAACUGUCGUUUGUAAAUUUUGGCAGGUAACCACUUGAGUUACUUGCAGCCCAGGACCAACUCUGCAAAUCCAUGCAUACUUUAUUACCAUAUAAGAGUAAUUCGAACUUUAAUACUCAAUGAAAAAAUACUUGCCACAAUUGAAAAUUGAUUUUUCUCGCGCCAGAGUGACAUUUGAAAAGAACAUGUUAUUUUAUUAAACCAUAUGUUCUUAUCGAUAUAAUAAUUGAAGUUAUGUUUGUGUGGUUUUACGUUUCAUAAACAGCAAUGAGGACUUCCAUUAAGGUUUUUUUAAACACACCGACAUUUUCCUGCUACUUACUAUUUUUCAGUAUUUUCCCGUGAAAAAACACAUCUCCAAUGGACCUCCAUAACCCCUAUACACGCGGUCAGGGACUGCUUUCAUAGUCUAGUUGCUGCUUGUGCAUAAUUUAAAAACCAAACCAUCAAAGCACUGAUAGUUUGGCAAAGUCUUAGUAUUUAGAUGAUCAUUUUGUUGUGCAUUUACAACCUUGCAGCCGAGUCUAAAAGCAUGCGAUGAAACGAAAAAUGCCUCUUUUGUGAAGAAAACAGCAACGUAUUUUGUUUGCAGCCGCAACAUUAUCAGUAUUUGACAAGAAGAAGGAAAAUGCGACUAAAAGUCCCAAUUUCGCCAUUUAUUUUGGAAAAACUCAAAGUGCGUGGACAUUCAUUUUCAACUUAUCAUACAGAGGAAUUUUUUUAAGGGAACAACAGGUUAAAGAAUGAGUUCCGAGCACAUUCGAUCGUAUGCAUUGCCAAAUAAUCUUGGAGAAUUCUGUUUUAUGUCGAUGUAAGUACUCAUAUUUGGCCCGUCAACAAAUUUCACCCAAACGCCAGCGCCAUAAAAAGGCCUCCAAAACCGAUGCUUGUGUACAUAUUUGCAAGAAAUAUCCUAAUCUAAGAACUACGACAGAUAAAACCCUCAGUAACCAUUUUUGGGCAGUCGACAAAAAACAGUAAAAACUGCAAAGUAUUCAGUUCCGCUUCAAACACGGCGUAUCCAUCCGGCGCCAGACCUAAACUGUAAUUUAACUAAUGAGUACGUCUCUUUGUGCAUAGGAAACAGUGUCUUUAUGACUGCAUCUGCUGAUUCUGGCCGAAUUUGCUAGGCAUUUAACGGACUUUCAGCCUAUGAUCUUAUGGAACCAUUCGUGUCUUUGGCGUUUUGUUCAAAAAAUCAGUCGCAGUCAUUUUUAACUAAUUGCAUCCCAAAAAAUUCAAAAUUACGAAUCUACAUUAUGCCCUUGUGGAACGAUUGGGACGAUUUAAUUUAAUUUAACUUUAAUUUAAUUUUCGUAUCCCACCGAGGCGCCGAAAUUUUCACAGUUGGGUCAAUAGGAAUUAUUAAAAAUCUGCCAAAAUAUCGAUGGAUUACGUGAGUAUGGUAGUCAUCUGGUGGAUUCUAGGUGAAUAACUUAGGCAAUCCUGCUUGGGCAGUCAACUUACUGUAUCAGAUUUGGUGGAUUCCAGACGUUGCAGUAGGUUGGGCGGGUAACUUGACCCAAAUGGGAUUAAACUCGAGUCAUCCGGCGGGGUCUCGUAGCUCAGGUGGUUAGACCGUUGGCUGUACUAAAGUCUUCUCCUUACUGUGCGGGUUUGAAUCCCACCGAGGGGCCGACACUUUCACAGUUGUGUCACUAGGAAAUAUUUAAAAUCUGGGAAAAUAUCGAUGAAUUUAAAUACACGGUGCGCAAUCACCUAUAUAAGAUAAUGAAUUGAUCACCUGUCUUAGGAUAUAUUUUCCUCAAAUAUAUUUAAAAUUUACUGUGCUAGUCCUUAUUACGCUUGUUAUACUAAGUUUGCCUGGCCGUUUUUGUAGACGCGCCGCAGUUACCUCUGAAAAUCAAACCUAUGUGACACGAUUUUCUGCGUUUUUCGUAGUUCUGAUGUUUAAAAAGGUUAUUUGCAAACAACGAGCGAACUCUUUUGGCUUUCGAAUUUUACUUGAAUUUGCUUACUCUUGGCUCAGCCUUUUGGCCGAUGCAUUUGGGAUAGUUUUCAAGUGAAAACGAAUGUUUCAUUAACUCAUGAAUAUUAUUUGUUUUGGAUAACAUAUUGAGGCUACAUUUUGUCGUUGCUGUGGGUUAUUCGACUUUAUGCAACUUUCCAAAAGGAUAGAAUAUUUCAACUUUUUAUGCAAAACCUUAGCGAUCCUUAUUUAAACAAUCUCUUGCGCUUAAAUAUCCGAAAAAAGGCUGUUUUUUUCCAAGGGAACAAUGGCGCCCUGUUCCUCACUUUUAAAGAUUACGUUCUAUACACAGUGAAUGAUUAUUCUGUUAAGACGCGUUCUAAAAUCUUAGUGAAAAUACAAUCUAGGUUCGUCACGCAAAUAAAAGAAACAUGUAUUAAGGGGAUUCCUUUCUGAAAUUGAUCUAAAGACGCCAAUGAACGGCCCCCACCCCGAAAGGAAGCCAAAAAGUUAAAUUGCGCUAUAGGUUAUAUCCCAAACUGACUUUCUUCAUUAGGAACACUGUUGCUAAUUUGUGAAUGACAACAAAUCUAUGGAUUUUAUAUCAGUUACAUAUCUGAGACUCUAAUUUUAUUUCCCGUGAAGGAUAAUAAGGUAUUAGUAUUAAGUAAAACCGAAUUGAUAAAUUUUAACAUCUAGCGCUGUUUAAGCAUACACCAAUAUCUGUUGGAAAACAAACUCUGCCAGAAAAAUUGCGACAAACCUUUAAACAAUAAUAAUAUUGCGUCUUCGGUAGAACGAAUGCAAAAACGCCAUAAUCAGCAGCUAGAUGAAUGUUUUGCCAUUCAGUUUUCCUACGUCAGAGAAGUGCCGAAUACAGGACCUGUCAACAUGGCUACACGACUCGUGUCUAGUGAAUAUUGCUGGAGGAAGGUUGACAUAGAAUAUAAAAGCGCAGUCUUUUGUCCAGUCGUAAAGUUGGGAAUGUAGCCAACGUUGACAACAAUUUUUUGUUUGAUAUUAACACUAGAUAAAUAUCAUGAAAGGAACGAGAACUGCUAUAUUUUUGAUCAGAGAAUGACGGUAAACUGGCAAACGCGAAUGGUAUUAUCAUAAGUCAAGCAAGUGGUACACUUCAAAAAUAUGUAAAGGAGCUAAAUAAAUCGAGAUUAUUACAUUAUUUGGUUAAAUUAUGAAUUUCGUUAAUAUUUUACAAAGAGAAUUUAGCCUUUCUGGCAGUAUCACAUUUACACAUUCAAACGAGCCUACCACUUUUUCCGCAUCUCUCAGUCAACCUUCAAACAGGAAUGCUUGGAAAAGUCACGUGGAAACUCUAAAUGUUUAGGUUAACCACUUGAAUAUUUGUAUUCGCAUGAUGUCUCAGCGUGUAAGAGCACGCAAAAGCUGAUACAAAUCUAAACGGUUUUGAUUUUACGACCUUAUUUGCGGAAAAUCAAACGUUUAGCAACUUCUGGACGACCGGAAAUAAAUGGAAGAAUGCAGGCGGUACGGGUAAAUAUCUCAUCAAUUUCAAUGAUGUUUUUGAGAAUGUUGCGGAAUUUAGGGAGCAAAUGCGACAUAAAAAACAACGCAUCGCCCUCCGCAAGCCUGAAAUACAAGGCAAAUACUACAUUCCGUGCGUAAGUGAUUCAACCGUGGUCUGUGAAAACAAAGGCAGAAAUGGUCACAACAAAUGAAUUAAAAUAACUGGACUGAAGCUGCAGAAAGGCCUGAAAGAACAUCUCAUAGCGACUGGGCAUAUAAAUCUGGGCCCUCAUUUUAAUUUUAAGAUUAGAAAGAGGGAGCACGUUUUUCUGGCCGCACGAUAAAGGCAGACUUGGCUGAAGCAACAGACCAACUGAGAAAUCCUCCUUGUAGCCACCUGCAAAGCGCGGUAUCUCUCGUUCAUCACACGGAUGUUUCUGGCUAUUUACUAUGCCUGGUGGUUGAACCACUGAUUAUUCUAUAUAUUGCGGUUGCUAAAAUAAUUCGUGAAAGCUUUUUAUUCCCAAGCACUUGCGACUAAUGCGUUUGGGUAAAAUUAACGACUUGAUGACUGUCUUAUCAAAAGCCAAGACAACUCUUAAUCUGCGAAACCAUGAUCUCAAAAUCAGCACUCGUUCCGUCAUCACCCUCUGAGGUCCUGAUUAAUUCUAGCAGGCAGCCAGGACAGUAACAAAAAGGCGAUAUAACACAAGUCAGGACGCUUCACAAUCCAACAAUGGCAACAUGAUACGCAUUCCAAAACCCCGGAUAGAAUGACUAAUUUUGCAUCAGCACAGACAAAGUUUUCAAUAUUUAAAGCCGAGGCUUUUAUGGUUGCAAAUAUCAUCUAGUGGGCACCAUUAUAAAUGUACUAUUCUAGUUUAAAAUUAUGGUGCUUCGUCUUAACCACAAGUGGCAGGCUUAUAGUAUACAAAAUAGCACCUAGGAAUUUGUAUGCACACAUGGGUAUCGUUUGAAAAUCUGCUGAAGGGCAACCUUUUAAAAGUGAACGCUAGUUUGCCUUUCAAAAGUUAUUUUAUAUCCUCCUUUAGAUAUUGCUUGAUAAAUUAUUAAGACUGUUCAAGUAAAUAUGCGAAAUAAAUAAAUAUUUAACUCCCUUAUACGGCUAUAUUAAAAUAUAGUUUUUGGUUAUUUCAAACAAUCGCCAAAAUCGAAACCCCUAUGAAUCGUCAGGUAGUCCAGUUGUGAUAGCGUGGUAGUAUAAUGGCGGUUUCCCUUAUUUUGCCUUUGUAAAACAACGUUUGGCUGGUUACAAUAUUCUAACAAGAAGUUUACUUAAUGGGUUAAGCAGUGAUGAGGACUACCCUCGGAAAGGCAACGAUUAAAACAAAAAAGAAUGUUAUGGACCGUAGUCUGAUGCCCAUGAAUAAGCGCACAACCUGACUCACAGAACAAAGCGAAGAAUUUGACUGUAAGGUCAGAAAGAUGCGCAUUUCAUACUGCGGUGGGAAAAUAUACAACAGUGACCAAGCCAAUAACAAACAGUGGCCGAAAUCUACAUGGUCGGCGUUAAGAACCUUAAUUAUUGACCUGGCGCACUGAGCGCAAAACUAUCUACGCAGAAUAUAUUUUUAGGCUUUUUUCCCUAACGAAAAUAUUUCCACUGUUGGGAGGUGACAAAUCCCUGGGUCCACGCAAUCUCUUAUAGUAGUAAUUAUCGCCCACCAUAUUCGCACAUUUGCGUGAGAUGUCCAAUACAGGACAUUAGCGCAAGCGUCAAAAGCUUUCCAACAGAAACCCUCAUAACCUGAAAAGCAGCUUUCCCGCCCACGUGUAUGACGCACAAAAUACAAAUAUUUACAACACUUAGGGGGCUAACAGAACAUGUUUUAUCGUAACCUACAGUUCCCGAUUCCCGCAAAUAUUUCAUGAAAAGCUGCCAAUAGAUCCUCUCUAAAAUGAUUAGUAGAACUUCUAAAUAUGUUCUAAAGCGUCUUCAGUGAUCUUAGGGCAGCCAUUGUGUAAUUCAGAAAAAGCAUAGGAACUGUAUUAGGCAGGCGUUAAACAGAUCAGGAGCUGACUGCUCGUUUUUUAGUCCAAUGUCACUAAUAACAGUGACAUUGCACUGAAAGCAGAUGACGUAAAGGAGUCUGAAAUGACUGCUGGAAUCAUUGUCAUCCUUGUAUAAAUAGGUGAAAUGGUUCAGUGUUGGCCGAUAACCUGCUCUGGAAACAUUCUCAUGAAUAUUUAUAUUAAAAUACGUAAACAAGGUCAAGUGUUUCGAGGAAUCACUAAAUUGAGUUUUUUUCCACACCAAGGAUACAGUUAUCGGGAGCUUAGGUGCAGACGCCUAAUUCCAUAGGGAAGCUAGUUAAAUAUGCAAGCGAGCCCACAAACAUGGCACAAAGGGUUAUAUAUAGAAAAAAUAUGCAAUCUAAGCAGUUGCAUAAAAGAUUUUAAGGAAUAUUUUGUUGAAAACCGUGGCAUCACAACCUACACAACUUGUUAUCUUGAUAAAUGUACUGAAAAGUGAAACAUCUUGGGGAAUUUUUAAUGCUGCAUUAAACGUUUAUGCUCUACAAAAUCCAAUAUCAUGAGACCAUAAAGGCCAUACUUUUCUGACAAUACUGUAAACGCCCUAUCAAAAAAUUUAAACAUCUUUUCCCAUUAGUGAAAAAACAUGAUUUUGACAGUAAAGAAAUUAUGUACAUUUGCUCGCUCUCCAUCUUAGAAGCCCCCCAACAAUAAAAUAGUUAUUGCCGAUACAAGCGAAAAUGCGAGUUCCAGGAACUAGUUGAUCAGAAGAAUAAGCGAUCGCUGGAACAAUGGCUUUAUUCGCCUGACGUUUCGGAUUCUCUCUUGAAUCCAUCAUCAAAGACAGUUGCAGAAAAGGGUGGCUAGUGUACAGGAAGUCGCAGUAUUUAUAGGAUGCGGUCGACAUGCUACCGCAUCCUAUCUGAUACUAGAUACCACAUGAAUUUUUGGAGAAUAAUUGAUCCGACGAUAUUUAUACAAGUCUUGCACUUGCUGCCGUCGGUUCGAAGCCAACCAAUGUCACCAUUUUCUUUCAAAUCUAGUCGGACAAAUUAUGUAAAUCUGUGAACAACGCCCACAUGUUUCAUUCCUUUUAGAUUUGGCGUUUUGUUUGGUGUAGGAGUCGAUUUACGAUUUUUUCGUUAAUGCGUUGCACAAUUAUGCAGUGUAUGGCCUAUAAUAUGAGCUGUGCCGAAAUUUAUGAAAGAUUGCUUACCACUUUCAAACCGGCAUAAACGGAUGAAAUGAAGUUAAGAAAUAAUACUGAACGAUUUAUAAUAAUUUAAUCCAAAAGAACUAAUAAAAUGAGUAUAAAGCAGUUUAGCUAUGAUUUUUUUUUAAAAAGCAAAACAUUUUUCUAAAGAUAAAGUUGUAAUUUAAAACAUUAUGUUUCAAACUGAAAAAAGCCUAUUUAUGCAAAAAAUGAAUGAAUAAAUCAACAAGAAUAGAAAAAACGCUUUAAAAUGUCUGCCUGUGAAGUUUUCACUUCGUUAAUGUCAAGCUCGACAGCAGGUCUUCAGCCCACAAUUUGAAUCUUGACCUUAACAUGGUUUCUGCAGGAAUAGGUUGAUGUUUUUUUGAGUUAUUUGGGAUAGGGUUAAACGAUAUAAGUAAACGUUUGCUUAAUUUUGCCAAAACGUUCGUCACAAGAAGAACAGGUGCCAUAAAAUUACACGUUGGUAAAACGGUCGAUGGCCAAGGAAUUCAAGUAGCACUGUCACAGCUAAUCGUAAACACAUCAUGCUUGUAUGCUACCAGAACUCUUGCUUCGUUACGUUCAUUUUAGUGUUGGAGGAUGAGGGGUUUCAACAUUCAUCCUUAAAAUGGUGGGGAAUACUUUAUGAUUUUCGCUGUUUUUAGUCGAUUGGGCACAAAUGCAGGUUUCGCUCUUUGUGUUAUUCGUGGACUUCAAAAGAAGUUUUCUAUUAAAAACUUUACCGACGUAGCAAUUUAGUGGAUAUUACUUUUAAUGCAGAUAGUCAUUUGAGUCACGUCUGAGAACUCAUGUAAACAUAAAACCUCACCACCAAGAAAAAUGAACGCUCUCAACAAAAUUUGGCAACGAAUAAGGCCAAGAUCUAUUAACAACUUAUUUCAAUAAGUUACUUCGUUAAAAGGCAUCUUGAUUGGGUAUUUAACUGAAGGAGGUCUGUAUACUUUACCUUUCCGCGAUGCUAAAUUAAAGUAAAAAUGAGGCUUCUGAUCGACUUUCUUUCACAGUUGAAAGUGGAUGGUAACUUUACGCAUAAAAUUGAGUGCGCUCGCUGUUUGCUUUACGUGAAAACAUUUUGAAAUAGAUUUGCUUGUUUUUAAGCUCCGCCCUAAGACGGACAAUGCACAACGAAGUGGCCGUAUAAAUACUAAAAUAUUGCGAAAUCUGCUAAUCCUCUACCCGCUCUGUUUUAUAAAUUACGCAUUAGCGGGAACAAGGCUAGAAAGUAUGAUGCGUGCGCUUAGAAAUUAGCAAAUCUACUUGACGGAGAGGCAUUUUGGGGUAAGUUAUUGAGAAUUUGCAAAGAACAGGAAAAUAACGGAUUGUUUAAACAAAGGAUUGCCAGUAGGCGUUUUUACUAAUAUUAAGGGAUAUGAAGUCAUGCAUAUUUACAAAUGUGAUGUUUAAGAGGUUUUGAAACAUCGGGUUUUCAUAAAGUAACCUACCUGCUUAAGCCCACCUCUACGUCAUUGUUGAGAGAAAAAAAAUCAAUUUUCAAGUGCGGCAAGUUCCAUUUAGUAAAACGUUCAAAUUUAACUUACUCUUCCUUUUAUAACAAAGAAAGCACGGGUGCACAGACGUAAUCUAAGAUUGCUGUUAACAUAAUAAACCAUCUGAGUACAAGUUGACAUAGAUGUUCCCCUAAAUUUACGGACAUUUUGAUUGAUUAAACUGUUUAUAAAAAUAUCGGACGUACAAAAACGGCAUUCCUCUGGUAGACUAGACAAGUAAGCAAAGAGUGCAACACUUUAAAUGUCCUAAAUUAAUCGUCUCAACUUCCGCUGUCACGUCUCGUGGGUUCGCUAACAAGCAGUAAUAUGGGUAGUCCACCGUUAAGUCCAUUACGUUAUAUGUGAGACAUAGAGAGAUGUAAUGGCAAUAUUGACAAAAAAUGGAAUUGACUGGCCAUUUCUGGCUUAUUAACAGUCACCAGUCAAUCAAACCCAACCCCGAAGUGUGGCGCAUCUGAUGCUCGAUCCCGCUACCUGGCCAACUUCUCUAAGCACUGAGCCACGUGCUGGUUGUCAUGUCGAAAGCGAUCGGGAAUAUACAUUGGUAGGGGGCGCUGUCCGGCUGUUGGUUAGGCUCAAGAGAGAGAGUCCCUAAGGCGCAAGAGGACAAGUAAGUUAAGCAAAAAGGACCGGUGGGAGCCCCCUACCAAACGUAAAUGGGUCUUUUCCACUUUCCACACCUGAGGUGAGCACUAGAAUUGUUUCGUCCCUACAGUGAGUGACCGAUCUCAGGAAAUAUCGGCAGCAAUUCUGAAAUGUGUUCUUGAUUAGGAAGGAUUACCUAAGCGGGGUUGUAAUAUUUAUUAGCAUGCGACAUAAUUCAAUAGUAUUUCGGUCUUGUGAGGGUGUCGGCCAUUAAAUGUAAUUCUUUCCGACAGAUACCACACUCAGUAAAGAAUGACUACCUAAGUGGCAUGCAUUUUUCACAUUUAUUUUCGAUGGUCUUAUAAAUUCAAAUAUAUGAUAGAAGACAUGUAUAUAAUAUGCUUUUUUUACAGGUUUGGUAGAAAAUCACAUGUUCUUUACAUUUCAUAUCCUAAGAAAGUGUAUAUUUGGGUUUUGGAGAAGUGUUAUAAUUCCCGAAUAAUUAGGAGACUGACUAUCAGUUUCAUUAGCCCUUAGUGAUUUCAGUCUACAAGGUACAUGUGUUCCGUGUAAGGAAAAUAAUGUAAUCGUUUGUGCCUUUAAGAAGACACCAUAUAAAGUCUAUAAAACUUUGUAGUGGAUACGGAAAAUGUUGUACGUUUCAUGAGGAGCGGUAGUUAACGGACAGGUACAAUGCUGUACGAAUGGAUAUUGCACGGGUCUUAAAAAUCUCAUAACUAAACAUUUUUUAAAACCUAGUUAUACGUCUUUUCCAAGUAUAAAAUAUAAAGACGAUGUAUGUCUUUAUCAAACAAGUGAAAAAGCGCAUUUUUGUUCGUUUUCUGUAAAAAAUAUUUGAAUUUAUAAGAGCACUGGAAAUUAACGUGAAAGAAACAUACUGUUUAAUUAGUCAUAUAUUAACGAGUACAGUUCCUGCGGGGAAGUGAAAAUAAAUGCAUUCGAAAGCCAAUAUUCUGCCCAUUUCCAAAAUGUUAUAAGAUUAUGCCACAAGAGAGUCAGUAUUAGAAACCCACCUAAGUAAUCCUUCCUAAUCAGAAACGCAUUUCAGAAUUUCGACUGACAUUUCUUGAGACCGGCCUCUCACUGUACAUUUCAAAGGGCAAUUUUGGGACUAAGACUGGUCACAAUACAUAGGGGCGAUGGUAAUUUGCUUCAAAAUGAGAUAUGAAGUGCGGAAUGGACAUGAAAAUAACACACAGGAGAUAAACAAGGUAAAAUAGAAUAAGGUCCGCCUUUUAGGCAGUAAAAAAACCUCGUAUUGUCUUUAUAUGAUAACAUCAAAAACUACUAUAGCACGAAAGGAAUAAAAUAGCAGUUUUUUGACCACAUUUAGUAGAGCCGCGCAUUACAACCGUAGUUUAAUGCCACAGCUACGCAGCUCCGCUUUCGAACUCAAACGACCAGCAAUUACAAAAUGCAAUCAGCCUAAUGCAAAUGUUUAAUUGUUGGUUGCUUGGUGCGCUAUUAGUGGUACAACGCGGGGACUCUUUUUUGUGCAUUGCAUCCCUUGAUCGCAAACGUACCCUGACAUAUAAGACGACAGAACCUGAUUUCAUGCAAUCACUUUUUCCUCCUGUCAAGUGUGAGACGCAUAACUUUAUAUUCAAGAAUUGUUGCCGAAAAGGUCAUUAGGAGCUGUGAUGGUCAUUUUCAAUUUAUUUGUUGUCAAAAAAGGCAACACGCAAAGUACAUAUAUUUUGUUCUAGACUCAGUUGUUCAGCAGGUUAAGAAGCCAGCUUGUGGAUGCCAGCCAUCACUUUUCUUUAGUGACUAGCUGGUCUCUUCUGUGCUUUUUUAGGUACACCAGCCCUAGUUUGUGGUCAAAAUAAACGACACCAAAAACUUCAUUUCCCUUAAUUCUGAGAGAUUUAAUCAAUAUGCGUUUGCAUAUGGCGGCCCAACACGACAGCUCAAGAACAAUUUAAAAAAUCUGUAUUCAUUACUACAAGCAAGACCUAUUGGUGAAUUGGCCCGUCUGAAUUACGUUUUUUAUUAAUACUUCCGUAUAAAAACUUACGAGACGCUGUUUAUAUUCUUACCCACAAAACUUUAAUUAUCCGUCGAAAAAUAAAUGCCCACACAUGGCGAGAAUAUAUGCGCCUCGUAAAAUUCAAAUAACCUUGUCUCAGAAAAGUGUUCGAUAGGUUGUGUAUGGUAAAGGGUAUUACAGAUAAAAUGAAUCUCGCUGCACACUUCGGAAGUAAACAUGCAACAUAUUCAGAUUCGGAAACACGGAAUUAAAGUUCGAUCUCAAGCUAAAGACUAAUCACGUUGUAGUCAUAUACGGAAAGGGUUGAAAUUGCGGUGAUGUCGAGUACUUACAGACAAUGCACGCCUAUCGCGAAAACAAAAGUCAAAAUAGUUAAAACGUUUAAUACAGUCAGUCAGCCCUUCCAAGAGGAUUUUAUCAUCAAAUCUCGAUCAGGCGUGGAAAAAAUAACACUGCGAUACGGCCACUUUUAUUUUUCAGUAAAGACUUAAAAAACCUAGCUCAGACGGACUUGUCUAGAUUAAAAAUUCGAACAUUUUUAGGAAAAGUUGCCUUUUUGUCCGAGUUCAUGGCUAAUCCCAAAUAAUCCGCUGAUAAACAUUUGGCCUUAGUUAAGGUAGAAGUGUGGAUACUGCCAGGACCCCUUUCCUUAAAACUUUAACAGUAUACGCAGUCCAUUACUUUUAGUAAACUACGUUUUAGAAUUAACGCGUAAGUCAUGUAAAAACUGUAGUAAAAGGUCUCUCGUAUUUAGGGCCUUGAAUGACACGCCCUCGAAUAAAGCUUGCAAUUGAUAAGGGUCAACAGGAAUUAUUGCAACAUUUCUUACGUCGUUAGUCCAGACCCUUAAACAUUGUUCUAAAUGGCAAUCACUACCUCUGGGAUUUUGAAUAGAUGCUGGGAACCAAAUUAAGAAACAAGGUGCUGUGGCUGAUUUCUAAUGAUCAGGGUCCGUGAAAUUGACUGACAGUUGCAUUUCUUACAGUAAGAUCGUAUUAUGUUAAUUUCGGUCAACUAAAAAUCAUUCAAAAAAGAGACUAAAAGCUCUUGGUUGUGCUAAUAAAAGAUUGUUUCUGCGUUAAGUUUAAUGCAUAAUACUAGCCUUUACUGGACAAAUUAAAACAAACACCUCACAUGAAAACGAUAUGUUAGUGUAUGCCUAUUCUAAUUACUCGAUUAUUUGUAAGAAUUUCAGCUUGAGUAUUGGGAGACAUUUAAAACCCGUUCACUUCUCUGAUACAAACCUACUUAAAAUCAACCUUUAAAUCAUACUGGGUCGCCUUUUAUUCGCCUGUUUGAUGUAAUACAGAGAAUGCCUUCUGUUACGAAUUUCUGUUCAACAUUAUGAAAGACUCUGGAGUAUAUAUCUUUAUAUCGGCGAAGGCACAGCCAGUGAUACCACGACCUCAUUGUAGGAAGUGUCGUGAAUGACAUUCGUAUUUUCACUCAGUGUUUCAAGUUUUCGGAUUAGAACCCGCAAGCUCGCACUCUCUUGACUGUGUUUAAGAAUACGUAGUCUGACAGGAAAACUCUUGACCGAUUUUAUACGCUGGCAAAAUAAAUGAGUCUUCAUAUUAUGCCCCACUCCUUUUGUCCUACAUAUAUUUCAUACUGCGUUCUGAAAUCAGGUCAUAUGCCAAAAGUCUCCAGUUUUGCUCUGUUCAAGCUAGGACAAAAUCUCGUAUCCACCUGAGGCGUGGUGUGAAAAAUAGUAUAAGUGGGCUUAAGUUAAGGGAGUUAUUCUAAAAGUCUUGUUUUUACAUUUGCACAGAUGAGCUUUGGCUGUUUUUUAUGUAUUCAGUGACGGUUCAGGACGAACUGGGACAUUCAUCUGUAUUAACGAGUUAUUGGACAUCAUCAGACAGGACGUUAUCGGGGCCUCGGUGCCGGUGGCUCAAUUUGCCUUGCGUGUGGCCUCAGCCAGGCCACAGAUGAUUUCCUGUGUAGAACAGUACGCCUUCAUCUAUGCUGUCAUCUCAGAAUGGGUAAGGUCGGGGGGCACGACGACGGUGCCAGUGGCAAUGCUGCCACUUGCAAUGGAGGAACUCAAAAAACCACCAAAAUCCGGAUAUGGAAUUGGCCAUUGUUCUAGCAAGUACGAAGCCGAAUUUGCGGUAAGUAUUGAUUAAGGGCUAGAUUAAAAACAAUCAGUUCAAAUGUAACUUUGCUGUACAAAUAGGCAACUAAAUAACAUCAGUCAGUAUUCCAGUACCGACAUUGUUGUUUACAUACUCCUGCUGUCAAUAAGGUUUCCUGCACAUAAGCUUUUGCCACUGAUUGUGAUAUAAUGGGAAACAAAAACGCGUGGUAUGUGAAUGCUCAUCUCACGCAGGCAGUCUUUACAGAGUAAAUAAUUUCGAUCUAUGCCAAACUAAAAUAAUACCAUGGUGGCAUGUUAAUAUUAAUUGCGUUAUUUUGCAAAAGUACAUAAUCGGACGCAUAAUGUCCUAUUAAAAUAGUUAUGGAAACCGUUUUAGUUGUGCACGAUCUUUUAGAAACAUCACGAUAAAAUAUGCUCCAAAUUUCACAUCCGAAUUUAUCACAGAGGUGAUUUUGAUGGUGAGUUAUGCUGCAGUACGGCGCAGUGUUGCCAACAUCUGACAUCCCCCAUGUGGUUAGUUAACAUUUGGAACUAAAAUCUAAAAAAUGUUAGAACAAGGAAAAGAUAACUAAAAAUCAAAAUACUUCAGUACGAAAAAUUUGCGGCCUAAACAAAACCUAGUCUACAUACCAUGAUUAGACUACAAAUAUUAGACGACGUUGACAGUUUAUGAAACGGAUAUAAAUAUUUUAAUUGCAGCGGACGCCAAAGUCGAAGAACACCGAUCAACGUUCCGAAAUUUGCCUUAGACUGAAAAAGGCCACUUUGACGAAUUUUCAGUAUUGGGCCAUGUGCGCCAAAAUCUCAAGUUCUUCGCGAAACGCUGAGGUUCUAAAUGAAUACCUCUGCAGAUAUUUUGCAAAAUGACUCCAUGCAAACGACUGCUUAAAUAACACGUAUUUUAGACCAAUUUUUGGAUGACUGUGCGAAGACCUCCCGAUUUAUUAAACAAUUGGCCCGAACUUUGCCUUUAUAUUCAUUCUGCAAGAAUUUGCCUAUUCUCUAUUUUCUCAAUUGGAGAAAGCUGUCGAGCACGGGAACAUUUUGUUUGUUUUCCUGAACUUUCGAACUCGUACAGGAGUUCAUCUUCAGGGAUAGUAGCAGCAGCAGAACAAGCAACAGCAAUAGGGCAUUUAUGCCGAACGCAAUGAAAGCAUCUACACUGCGUUCUUAAUCCGGGAUUUCAGUGUACCCAGUAACGCACAAGAUAGAGGUGUUUGAACUCCCGGAAAAUGUAUGAAUAAGCAGAAGCAGAGCGCUUUCCGUGAAUUGAAUUAACUUUUGUCAGUAGUACGUUUUUACUUUUAGGGUGCUUAGGGAAUCUGUUCUAUUCAUAUGACGGGUUGGCCUGUUUCUAUACUGGAAACCAUAGUUAAGUACUUUAUUAACUAGAAAUGCACUUAAACGCAAAACGUUCAAUUUAUCUUUCGGCAGUUAUAAUGAAUGUUAAAGACUUUUUUCCUGGGAAGCCGCUUAACCGACACCUAAGUCCUCACUUUACCUUGUCCCUAAAAAGAGGAGUUGGCAUUUGGAAUUGUAGAGCAAACAUAUAUCAUUGGUGAUCGAUAUGUAAAUGCUGUUAAGAAAAAAGCACGAUUCAGGACAGAAACUGGUACUAAAUGGUUUAGCAGGGUGGACUAUUUUUGACCUAAUCGCUGUUCUCUAUGAGUUGCUGAUUGCAGACCGGAGUUCCAAGGCGAAACGGGAAGACCGUAUCUCGUUUAAACGCAGGGCUAGAUAGUUAAAUGCAACAUCUCAUGUGAAUUUUAAACUCAUUUAUUCUACGCUAGGUAUAUGCGCUGAAACCAAAGAGUAUAAUUAAGUCUCAGUUGGGAUGGUUUAACUAGCGUGUUGACCUAAUGUUCGUCCAGAUUUAUAUAAACAAACUUUGCAUGCUGUUAAAGUGUGCAGUAGCAUUUGUCAAUCAUAAACAUAGAAACGUCUCAGUACAUGCAGUCCGGACGCUUUUAUAGAUUGCAAGCCCUGCUGAAAUGCGUAUGCUCGAAAUGUAUGACCAACAGAUGUGUUAUGAGGAGGGAAAAACGUUAAAGGAGACAGUAAUUUAAAAUACUAUUGUAUGAUUUGACGCCGAAUUACACAUAUGCGGGGACUCUGUUUAUCAGUGCGUCCCUCAACGUGUCUCAUGUACUUUCUGGAAUGUACUUAAGAUUUGGAAUCCCAGUGUGCAAAUAAUGAUGUAUUAGUCUUUGUUAUUUACUUUUAUUGUAUCGUCAUGUUGUCACAUAUUAUAAAACACAAACACAUCUUAAAACGUUUUAAUGAAAAUGGAAGUAACUGGCAGUAUAAGUUUGCUAAAUAGAUGUACUUUUUUAAAAGUUCGUUAACGCAAACUUAGUGCACUACGAGCUCAUCCUUUUGUCUAGAGAAGGUAUUUCCCUAAGCUGUGGGUGUUUUAUUAGUCUGUCUGUUAAUUCUUAGUGAAUUUAGCCAGGCCUUAUGCGCCGACACGUUCUCUGAUGAUACAGGCGUCUAGUUCUGACCCCCAUGUUCAUAUUAUUUUAUCUGCUCUAGCUAACCUGCCGCAUGUACCUGUUAUUCAACGGUAUGAACUGAUGCUUAGAAUGCAAGCGUUAAUAAUUGUUUUCAAUUGGAUUUAGGAUGAUGUUCGUAAACCAAGUACACGUUGUCCGUGAAGAUAAAAAAACUGCCUUUUCCGCAGUAUACGUCAUUGUUUGAUUAUCUAAAGUUAUCUUUGCAGUCUACGCCCUCUUAUUUUGGAUGGCGUCUUACCAUCCAGUACCCCAGGAAUAAUCUGAAAAAUGACUGCUAAUGGGAUACAUCUUUAAGGAACUUUCUAAUUCUCUGUGCAUUAUUUAACCUGCUUUGUUAUCAAUCUCAAAUAAUUUUCUCAACUUUUCAUUUUGCAAACCAUAGUGUGUUAACGGUUGUGUUUAGAAAUUUACAGUAAAUUACUUUUUACACGGUUGUUAUAAAAAACUAAACAAUGAACCGCGAGGCAUUCUAGCAAACCAAACCCACCUCCGUUCUGCUUUAAAAUAAAACGUAUUGUUUUUGUCCACCGUAUGCUUGCCGUGUUUAGUACCCUCAAUAUCGGUCCAAAAUGACGCAUUUAAGCUCAUAUAAACUAUCCAUGAUAGUCUUAUCACGUCACACGGUGCAAUUUUGGGGUAAUAUUUAUGUCGAACCCAAAACUGCGAGGGGCGGCACAGAUUUUACUAUGGUUGUACGAACAUACCGCACAAACGUGCGUAUAUCGAAAGCAGGAUCUCAUACAGGCUGUAAAAUCACGCAACAUAAUAUUCUGCAUGGAAUGUAAUGUAGUCCAAGACAACUCGCCUCAAUCGUAAUGACUUCCGUUCACAUACAGAACCUUCCUUAUACGUUAACCAACAUAGUGCUGUUUGGGACUUGUCUAAUGAUAUAAGUCAGAUCUGUUUGCCGAACGUUUUAAACAGCAAUGCAAAUAAACAUACCGGGCAAAGAAGGUUAAAAAGAACUCAGCAGCCACGGGACGUACAAGGCAAGAACUACAGCAAGAACCGUUUAAUUAAAAAGCAUCUUCGAAAUGUAUCAAGGUUUUGGAUAUUUUCCCGUAACCGAACGACGUGUCUGUUCCCACGUAAAUAAGGAAAUAAGGAUCGUUUGCGUAGUGCACAUGCGGAGACAGGCUGAGUAAUGAUUUAAGCACGUUGAUCUUUAUCAACCAGCUGAAACAUACAGUGGAAGCACUUGCAAAUGUAGCUUUCCUGAAGGAAAAUGCAAGAAAUAGAAAACUGUCAUGUCCAAUAAACGUUUUCGGGGAAUCUGAAAUCGUCUGUUCUAAAUACUGUCCGAAGCCGGUUGAUUUGCCCUAUCAUUAUACUUAAAAAUAACAACCUGCGACAUUUUUUAAAAAUAUGCUGUUAGGGGAAGACGGAAUCAGGCGAAAGACAAAAAGUGCAUCAUUUUCAAAUAAACAAUGUACUAUUGGUAGACGUUUUCGAUUUUGCUUUAUCUGUAAAUGUAGGUAAUGGUCCUUUUAACACGUUAGAUCCUAGAAAUAUGCAAAAAAGACCCUCGUACAUGCACAUUUUUGGUUUUACGAUGCCAAAAAUAUAAUGAUUUUAGAAUAACCACCACGUAGUAUUCGGGAGCAGAAAAGGCCUAGACGUCUAUAGUAAACAAUUCGUGGAAAUAUAUAGAUAAGCGCAAUGUCCAAGCAUGUGCCAUUGCAUUUGCACCCCUAACAUUCAGAUGUUGGUGACUUUGGAGAUUUAUAGGGAAACCUUUUUAUACAACGUUUUAUAUAUAGUAGGUGGGCUAACUCAUGAACCAUCAAAUGAAAUUGCGAAAUGCGUUUACGUUUCGAAAAGAUUAAUUACGUAGGGUUGUAAAACUAGUCAGCCUGCAACAUAAUUCUAUUAUUUGUCAGUUACCAUAGGAUGCGGGCUUUCGGAUGAACUUCCUUUCCGCUGCAUGUAAAAACUACACCCAGUAAAAAAAGACUAUUUAUGCAGCAUGCAUUUUUCUCAUAAAUUUUCAAUGCCCUUAAAACUUCACUUAUAUUUCAUAAAAGCGUGCACAAAAAUGUUUCUUCUUUUGCUUCUUUGGCACAAAAUUACGUCGAAGGAAGGGUAUAAUUCGGUUUGCAAAAACCUUUCUAAUUACCGAAUAAUUUUGAACUUGCUCUGCCGUAAAGCUUGGAUUCGGGAUUUCGAAACUAUAAGUCGUAUAUUUUCCGCGUGCGGAAAACCACACAUUUCUCUACAGUAGGAAGGGGAGACUAUAGAGGGUUCAUAAAAUUCAACAGUAAGUUUUAUUCACAAUGUUAACUUUAUAAGCCACGUUGGUAAAUACAGAGACAUGACGAUUUCUGAACAGUCAUUUCACGGUAUUUAAACUCUUACAAUUAGGAACUUCUUAAAACCUAAUUUUGUCCCUCCUUUGAAUAUAAAAUAAGGGAAGACGUAAUUUUCUACCGAAUGAGCAAUAAAAUGAAUAUUUGUAUGCAUGUUUUCCACGAAAUAUAAUUGGACUUUAGGGCCCCUGAAAAUCAAUGAGACAAUGUCAUGGUACUUAUGUAGUCGUUUUUUACAAAGCGUAGUUUCUGCAUGCAAACGAAAGGAAGUUUACUGAAAAGCCGGCAUUUUGAGAUAAAUGAAAUAUUAUAGAAUGAUGUUUCAGGCUGACUAGUUUUACAACCCUACUUAACUAAUCUUUUCGAAACGAGAACGCGUUCCGGAAUUUCGGAUGACAUUUCACCGUAAGCCACCUAUUUUAAUUUGCAAUUGAUAUACAAAAGGCCAUUAUUUAUCUCUUCUAGAUUGGUAAUGUCGGUUUGUUUAAAAUUCAUCUCAGCCCUUUUCAAUGCGCCAUAUUUCUGCCUUUUGAAAAUGAUAGUUGAUUUAGGGUUGUUUUAAUAUACAGUGAGUGACCGAUCUCAUUAACUGUUGACUGAAAUUCCGAAAUGCAUUUUUGAUUGAAGAGGAUUACUAAGGUGUAUUUGUAAUAUUGAUUAUCUUGCGGUAUAAUCCUAUAAUAUUUCGAACUUGGCAAAAUUUCGGUUUUUGAAUACACAGUUUUUCAAUCUUCUGUAGAAACCGUACAGAGCAAAAAAUGACUACGUUAUUGGCGUGCACUUUUCACAAUGAUCUUCGAUUGUCUUGCAAAUUCAUAUAUAUAUUUUAUAGAAACUAAAGAUAAAACUUUGCGUUUUUUUAGUUGUUUGGUAUAGAAUUACGUCAUCCUUACAUUUUAUACGCAAAGAAGAAGUACAAUAAGGUUUUAAAAAAGUUUUCUAAUUCCCGAAUAAUUUAGAACCUGAUCAGUCGUUGCAUUAGCGCUUAGUAAUUUUAGUCUAGAAGGCGCAUGCGUUCCGCGCAAAGAAAAUAGCAUAUUUUUCCAUGCCCUUGAAAACGCAUAAAGUCCAGAAAAUUUAAAUGGAUGCGGAGUAUGUUGUAUAUUUCACGAGGAGCAGUGUUAAAUAUGCAGGUAAUAUGCUAUAUGAAUAGACAUUGCGCAGUCUUAAAAACGUUAUGAUUAGAAACUUUUUCAAAGCCUCACUGUACUUCUUUUUCGAACGUAAAAUAUGAAGUUGACGUGAUUGUCUAUCAAACGACCCAAAGAAACCAUACUUUUGUUAGUGGUUUCUUCAAAAUAUAUUUGAAUUUGCAAGACCAUCAAAAAUCAGUAUGAAUAAUGCAUGCCACUUAAGUAGUCAUUUGUUAUCUUGUACGGUUUCUACAGAAGACUUGGAAGCUGUGUAUUCAAAGGCCGACAUCCUGCCGAGUAUGAAAUACUACAGGAUAAUGCCGCACAGUAUUCAUUAGUAAAACCGCGCCUAAGUAAUCCUUCCUAACCAAAAGUGCAUUUCUGAAUGUCAGCGAACAUUUCACGAGAUCGAUCACUCAAUUUAAUUCUGCUUUCUAUGAUAAAUUGAAAGUUUUAAUGGUACGUACUACUAAAGGUGCUUAUGGACACUGUGCAUAAGUUGUCCACGAUGAAAAUGCUUUUGUUCGGUGACAAAUAAUAGCAAUAUUUGCCUUUUCAGGCAUUCUACCGCAGAUAUGGUUCUACUCCAGUGGUUAUCCUAAAAACUGUUCUUUUUAUGAAAUGUUUUAAGCUCUAUAUUUUGCUUGAGGGUAGAAGCGGACGCUUAACUUUUAUAAGUAGAAUGUGUUAACGUAGGACCAAACUUUGAACGGCAUCCGAAUGUCUGAUCAACAACUGAAUCUGUCAGGAGGGAUUGAACUGCGGAAAUACCCUACAGUAAUUGGAAAGGGAGCUAGCAGAUGAGAUGACAUGAAUUCACAUGAGAUGUAAACGGAACGAAAGCUGUUACAAAAAAUAGUAUAUUUCGCGCAUAGGCGACCUGUUGGAAAAAUGAAAAAAUGUGCGAACUCUGAAGGUAUUAAACGUUACAAAGCGCAUUCAAAAACCUCCUAUCCUCUGAUGCGUUCCUGACGAGAGAUUGACCAGUAAGGAAUAGGCAGUUUACAAACAUCUGUUGGACAACCGUCCCUUUCUAUGUACUGCAACUUAAAAGAGAUAUACGCUCUCAGACAAAUCAGAUAUAGGCUAUUGCAACUCUCAUUUAAUCUUUUGAAAGCAAAAUAUAUUCCCAAAAACAGUCUACGAAACAUAUCAACUAAUGUUCAUUAGGUAUUUUUAAAGGCCAUGAGCAAACGAGAAUCAAUCUUAUAUGGGAAUUUGCGCUGUAAAUUCAGCUACAUGCCAAUUUGGGAAAAGCGUUUGAUGGUUUUCGUAGGAGAGUAUGCACAGGUGUUAUUAUCUACAACUGUGCGCCUAUUUUCAACUUGUACUCAAUGCUGAGGAAAAUUUCAUAGAAUGUUAUUUGCGUUUCCUUUUCGGUCCUUUUGUCGAAACGGAAGGUUGCUCUAGGACGUUAAUUGCGUCAUUUUUGUACGACAGAAGCCGAUGAUGCGGUGGUUUUCCGCCGCUCGUUUUUUCUCUUUUACUUCCAACCGACAAUUGUCUCUGCAUGCGAUGAGUAGAUUUCCUUUAUGAUUUGGUCGAUGUAAAUGCGUUGCUCUUAAAUUUUUUCUAAACGCGCGUACGGCUGUUAUUUUUAUCGCCACAAUAUGGAGUUUAAACUGGCAGCCGAUUCUCCUAAGGACAGAAAAACCAUUUUAACACAAAAUCCCUCAUCAAUAUCUUUGGCAUUUUUUACCCUAAUCAAAAGGAAACCCAAUAACUUUUGGACUACUUAGAUAGAUGUCAACUGUAAAACUGUAUUUAGGAGUAUAUCGUCAGGCAUAUACCGAAAUUAAAUUCUUAAGUUAUAAUAAGCCGCGCGGAUCUGUUAAGUUCGUAUACUUCUUGGAUCAUCUUUCUUCUUCCUCACAAUCAUUUUAAAAAUGCAUUGGUGAUGCGAAUGCUCAGAUUAAUUCAGAUAACAGAAAAUGAACUCAAUUGGAGUGCAGAUCUGUUUGAAAACUACCAGUGCAGAUACGUACUCCUGACUUUCAUUUUCAUAUGGUUGUAACGCGAUCUUUUGCAUGAACUGUGUAUUAAAAUUUAGAAAAAUCGACGCAAGUCAGAGAGUGAAAUGUAUAUUAUAUGAAAAUAAUUGUCCAAGUAGUAGUAGUUAACGGUUUGUAUGGAGCAAAAGUAUUACUAUCGACGGUUGGUUUUACCCUUACCUUCCUGUAGCGCUUAUCACAAAAUCAAUGAUUAAUAAGUUUUUUCCCCGAUUUAUGAGAAAACAUAACUCCUAGCAAAUACGUUUUAAUGCAAGUCACACUGUGUUACGAAUAUGUACAUCAGUUCAAAGACUCUGACGCCUAUUAUACUGUCGUUUUUGUUUCAAACGAAAACUUACCCGUAAUGUCCUUGGAGAUCGAAACAGCUUUGCCCUUCCCAAGAUUUCUCUACCAAUGGUUUCAAUUUCCUUCCGCAAGAGAUGGUUAAAUUCUCACCAAAAUCAAGUACAACUACGUUAAAACUCGCGUUAAUACUAAGAAAACGGCCAGCUAACUGACUGUGAAUGUGUUACGCGAUCUGCUUAGCUGACAUAAAUAUGAAACAAACGGCUUUUUCAAGCAUUAUUCAAAAGAUUGCUGCUUUAUUUUACACAUCGAUGGUGUUCUCUAGCGUCUUUAGAUGUGAAGGAUGCUUUUGCGUUAUUCCCCAUUUAUGUCUAAAUUUUGCGCAUUUUGGCGUGAAUAAUACCAUUUUACUCGUAUAACUAUUCAUAAAAAAUAAUUUUUUACUAACAGCUCCUUAAUCGAAUGGUCAAACCUCUGACAGUGGGUGAAUGCGCAGGGGGCCAUCGUGUAGAAAAUCGUAGGAAGAGUCGAAACGUUUUAAUACAACCACGUGAGUAAAGUUGAUUCUUAAUAUCAAGCACGCGUUCUAUUUCAAAGCAUGCAGAUUUUUUUCCUUUCAAGCACGACUACGUUCUCAUGCAAAACGCAUGUCUUUGUAACAACUCAGUUAGUUUUAUUUUAACAGGAAUAUUUUCUACUUCGAAUCAUACCAAAGUCAGCUUGAUAAAAAAGGACGUCAAAAAACCAAGCAUUCUAACAUUUAUAAAAUAUAUUACUGCCUCUAAGAAAAAAUGUGAAAUAAGGAACAUCAUUUGCAUAAAACCAGGCAAUCAGGACACUGACUUAUCUACGCUGAAUUUAUAAACCCUAAUCAGUGCUAUCCGAACUGAUAGAACCAUUUUAAGUAUUCAAACAUUUUGGGAAUUUUACCAAACAAAACAUCAAUAUUUUAAUAACGAAUAAAAUAAAACCCUCAGGUGACUAAAACAGCCCAAUGCGUAGUCUGUUCGACACUGUCGGAAAAAGCCAUCAUACUUUCUUAAUUAACUUACUGUAACACGCUUUCGAUAAUACAACUAAGAAUAGAUUAACUGUGGUCGAAAUAGCCUCUAUAAAUUGUUCCAAGUGUCAAACAACAGACAUAUUUCAAAUUUUAGCUGAACGCGCAAGACCUUAUCUCGUUACACAAGAAGGCGGAGAUGGUUCAGACUAUAUCAAUGCCGUCUACGUUGACGUAAGUAAUUAUCUACAAAAAUUGCACUUUUUAAGCUUCAAUUUUUUUCUAUCGUAACCGAAGAUGUAUGUAUGUGUGCACGUCUUUCAAAAACAUGCAUACGACAGUUACUAAAAACUGUAAACACUGAAUUACGCACUGUUUUGAACGAAAGGAGGAAAAAACUGUCAAAGUUGUUGUGCAUAUCCAAUAAAUACAAAUCAAAACUAAGGUGGCCUGCUCUGAGUUAAAUCCUUUGCAUUUAGAUGAACAGUUUUUAGCCGAUUGUAUGGGAAGCAUAUCAAGGAUCAAAAAAUGCCUUAGCACCUUACACUGUUUCAAUCGGCAGUGCAGUCUAUUUGUUUGGAGUGAUCGUUUAUGAAUUAAAUCUACAGAAACUUACUUCAUGAUUGUUUUUACCUAGGAAACUGUAUUUUUUCCAUUAACCUGAAAAAAGUGCACUUUGACUUCAAUUUUGCAAAUUUUCAAUACGCGAAAUUUUUCACUCGAAAUGUCAAUAAGUACGACAACAUUUCAUAGGAGUGGCAAAUUCUCGGUUAAACUUGCACUAAAUGACUACAUAUUAUUUCGGAUCGUACUUGCACUGAUGGAUGAAGCCUAGUGGUCUAAAAUCUAGCCUGUUACAAUAAGGACGGUGGCAUGGGAUUACGCCCUCUGACGACCAGUUUUCAAACAAAUCUAGGUAAGAAUUGUCGUCAAAGAACGCAGUUACAAUAGUUUGCAAUUUUUUCCGGGAUUUGAUCUCUAAUUUCUGUAUAAAGCACAAUUCGGCAAAAAUUGUUUAAUCGUUUUUGUUUCCUUAGCUUUAAGAAACUUGCAGGAAUUCCAAGCGCAAUAAGUAGGAGACGUACAUAUUCUUCAGAAAUAAACUGGGCCAACUAUAUUUUGGAAAUGAUUUGCUAAAUUUAAUGGAAAUGACAACUGUUUGGUGAUUCAGGAGUAACUACAGACUGUUGUGUAUUUGUAUGCAACAGAAUUCGACGUGCGAGUGAUAAAUUAUCGGCUCCAGUUCAGGAAUUGCUUAGAGUCUAAAUGGCUACAACGACUGAAAGGCAAUUGUUAAUUUCAGGGAAAAGAUGAGCAUUUCUUCAAUAAUUCACUUACUUAUUUUACAAUCAUCACGUCGCUUUUCACAGAUCACAUCUUCUUAGUUGAUUGAAAAUAUCGUAGCGAUAAUGCAAGUGCUUUGUCUUAUUCAUUUUUUUGAGAGCAUAAUCACUAAGACAUGUGCUUUUAUUCGUGUCAUCACAAAAAUAAACUGUGUGGCCUUUUAGAAAGCACGUAGUUUAAUCCAAGUAAAUCACUGCAUAGUGCAACUAUUUGGAGGUUUUUAACAGUCCGAAAUAGUCAGUCGUUAAGCAAAAAAGGCAUAAAACAUCUAAUCGGAUGAGCAGUGUGUGAGAGUCUAAAUUGGAUACCUAUCAGAAACUAUAGAGCACGUAGAUCGCCUGUAGUUUUGACCGUCAAAUUUAGUUAUGACUGUAGUCACAUUUCAGUAUCUAAGAAGUUAAUAAGGUACCUGCAUUAAAAAAAAACAAAGAGGAUCUGCUAAGUUUUAGGCAAAAGGCAUAGGUUUAUGCUUUUUGUUAUCUCCACUUUUUGUCCCAGAUAGGUCUAGUAACCACUAGCAACCUGAGUACGCCUUUCAAAUGUAAACAAAAGUCGACCGGCGUUUUCAGCUUUUUGAUUCAGUCUGAACGUAAGUGAUAAACGAAUAUGAGACGGAAAUAAGAAACCUUGUCUUUUUUAAUUCAAGUGUUCAAUUAGCGGGAUAAAUUAACAAAAUUCCUUUCUUUACAAACAGAACUUACUGACAAAUUGUACGAAAAGAGCAAAAAGCAAACAUCGCACAAAAUAUGCCACUAUUACCCACAAAUUGUUAAAAGUAAACUAUAAAUUUCCGACGUUUUAGGGAUACCGAAUGACCAAUCAAUAUAUUGUCACUCAGUGGCCGCUAAGGACAACUGUUUCUGACUUCUGGUGCCUUGUGGUCGACUUCCAUAUAUCUGUCAUCGUUCUUCUGAAUCCUUUCCGUUUUGGCGACGUGAGUCUCCUCUCCUACUUUCAGUCCUUUUCUGUUUCAUAUCCUUUUGCGAGGCUAAUUAAGUUGCAGUUAAAAAGCCAUGCGACUGCUUUACGUAAUUUAAGACGGGUUUUUCAAAACAUGAUGUCCUUUGUUGUAUACCUAAAAUCUAAAUUUGUCCGACCACUAGAACGCCCGAAAUUCAUUCGGUUGUCGAGUAAACAUCUCUUUUUUCAGAGGCAUAAAGAAUCUAAAAACUACGCGCAGAUAAAAAGGCGAUCAGGAGCAGAUUGUUGAUUUUGACUUUCUGGUGUAACUUUACCACGGAUGUGAUCUAUGAUGCAGCUUAACUUCCCGCACCAAUUGGGUUAUUUCCUAUGUCGAAAAUUGGGAAUAAUAACGGCUGUCCACAGUAAGGCGAUGAAGUUCGCUUUUUGUCUUGUAAGAACUGUAUGUCUAUGAAAGUACGUGCCGGAUAUACCUGGUAGAAUUGAUACGAGUAGACAUUCGGUCGAAACGCUGAGUGGUUAUUAGCUCUGGUUACUUAAGUCUUUUACCCUUAAUCGCAUUUUUAUAGCAGCGAAGACACUUUAAUUCAGGCGUCAUUUUUUGUUUUAAUUUCAACCGGGGCGUGCUUAAUUGCAAUUCUAUGCUCAUCUCUGUGCUAUACACAUUUCAUUAUCAUAGAAAACAUCAUUUUUUCUAAGAAACUAAAGACAGGUUUUGUCUCUGUAAUUUCCUAUCAGACUAUACUUACUCAUUUUUCAAAACAGAGGCAUAUUAGCUUGUUAACCUAAAAUAACUCAAAAAACCCGAAAUUAGGACAGAAGACUAUGUGAAAGCCUGACCAAAAAUCAAAUGCUACUGAAUCUGCCUCUAACUGGAACCAGAGGUGGCUGUUUGCGUUUUUUACCUUAACAAUCGGGUAAAAAUGUUGAAAUAAUUUCUCACGUCACGCUUGCGUCGAGCCUUGGCAGGAGGUCUGGUUUUCAAGUUCAGAAGACCAUUUAAAGAGCCCACAUACAUCUUUCGGAAUUUUUCAUCAGAUUAGAGUAAUUACUUAAUCAUUUUUGACCGGAGUUGAUGAUUAAGCAAAGAGCAAAAGGGACAUGCAAAAGUUAGUGAAAUAAGCUAGAGCAGAAAUUGAAAUUCAGGCAAAAUUUGGUUGUGUUAAUCUAUUAAAACAAAUGUCUAUAUGCAGCAGCUGCUCCACCUGAUAUGAUAUUCAGUCAAACACUCGGUAUUUGCUUUUGAUUAGAUUGAAAUGUUGAGGUUGCGUUGAAAUAAUAAUCAUCAUGCAGUAUAAUCCCGGGAUAACUGAACCGUGGUAAAAAGCCAGUUUGUGAAUGCGCCUUUCUCCGGUCUUUCAUAAACACCACGCUCGGCAAAAAACAUUGCUGAACUAUUACGGACUUUUUCCACCGAUUUUGGUCUUCCUAAUAAGCCCAAAUGAAGCUUACAGAAGGUUUUCAUUCAAAUAUCAUUUCCUAUACUCACUAAGUAGAAAAUUACGUAUGCUUUAGUUUUUUAUACUCCAAAAGGGUUUUUGUUAGUCUAAAAACGCGUUUACCCCUAAAAUAUAGCCGAACCACAAAAGAAACUACGUUUGCGUUUGGGGUUCUAAAAGUACGGGCUGCAUAUUUUUUGUGUGGGCAAAAUUAGGUCACUAAGGAGAUAUCAUGUAAGGCUCAUAAUACAUUCUAGUGGAUGUGAACAUGUUGUGCACUUCAUAAGCAACAUUAGAAAACAGACAGAUAUGAUGCUGCAUAAACAAACAUUUUACGGUUUAAAGAAUAAAAGGAUAAUAAACAUUUCCAAGACCAGAAAGUGUCCUUUUCUCAUAUUAGAAAGGUCUGUAGAAGACUCAAUUUUCUAUCAAGGGAACACAAAACAUUUUUUCCAAAUGCCUAUUAUAGGGCGUAUUUUAAUUUAUAAAAACGUCGGAAAUCCGUAGCAAACUUUUAUAUUACAUAGGCAAUAGUACGGAGUUUGUAGGUAGACUAAAAGAGGCGCACUCAAAAAUGCACAUACUGAAAUAAUUUAAAUAUUCUUGGUUUUUUUGCGCGGCAUUUAAAAUUAAAAUACCACUUGGACAAUCCGUUCUAAUUCUUUUGGACUUUCGGAGCACAUAUAAUAAGAUGGACUUUCUCAGCUGCAUGGGAGCCGCCUGAGAACUAUUUCAAAAAAUAGUUGCAGUAGAGUUUGUGCAAAGUUGUCGGAAGCCCAUUGAAUUCCUUCGCACAUUCCGACUGCCGCUACUUUGGCAGUUUCUAAUGACCGCGGUCAAAGGAACUUCCGGUACACUGUCGCCUCUCGAUAGACUAGCGUUUUUCUUGGUUUCCUCAGCUUAACUAGUUGCGAGAAAAUGGGGCUGUCUGUGGAUCUUGUUUCACUCUGCGAAGCCAGGUUAGCCGAUGUUCCCUUGCACUUUUGCACGGCAAGUGACCAUCGCGGCCUGUCCUACAUCCAAGCGUGAAUGAGUCAAUUCGCAUAGAUGUGUUCUGGGAAAACAGAUGAUGCUAAUAAUGUUUGUACUUUAAGGGGGAAAUCUUGACAAAUUGCCUAGUUUGACGCCUUUUUAUUAAUUAGCCAAAAAGUUGCAUUAAAAUGCUAAUGUGCUGGGAAUAAGUUUACAUCUCUCCUAAUUCAAGUUCAUUUUUUUAAAAUAGUUUAAUGAUGUUCUUUUUGGAAUUUAUCGGUAUGAAGGGUCAUUUUACGCCGAAAAUUUUAAACACUGCCUCGCGCAAGUUUGGUGAUGCCAGACGGACACGAUUCUCUAGUUUCACUAAACAAACAAUGAAACAGCUGGUAAUUUUUAUCCAACAGGGCAAAACUAUUAAUUUUGACCUAUUUUCGACAGACACUCCGGAUCUAAUGUUGUUUAAGUAUUUUGGAAGAUUAAGUCCUGGGUUCACUUUUCUUUAUCAUCAGUUGACAAGAUGAGCUUAUAACUUCAAAAAAAUAAUUUGCUGAGGCAAACUCUGGCAAUUGGUAGUUUGACAAGCUCAAAGUCGUUGGUGUGAAAUGACUUGAAACAUCUUGCGCGAGUUUCCGUUGGAGGACAGAACUUGCACGCUGAGCGAAUACACCAAUGUUUCCUUCUUCUAGGCCCGUUAAAAGACAGCAGUUUUUGUCUUUGGCUUGCUCUUGUAAAUUUCAUUUAUCGGAAACGGUUUUAUUUUUAAAAAAUUGAGCUUUAGAGGAAUGGAAUAAAAACAAUAGGGCAAAUGCUUUUUAAAGUUGAUUUCUUUGUCGGCCAAAAAUACAUAAUGAGGUUCUACUUGCGACUGUGACACGUUUUCUUAGUGUGAAGCCCAACCACUCAACACCAUCUUGCGAAUACGUCUGUCGGAAUCAAAAACUAGUUUAGAAGUGCACACCAGGAGACUAGACAGAAGCCUCAGUUCAACACAACAACAGGCCUUUUUACCGAUACGCUUUUAAUGAAAAAAUUUGUGAGAAUCGCCCUCAGUGCUGAUUAAUUGUGCUUACAUUCCCUCUGGAAAGGGCACCAAAACCAGGUAUUGGGUGCAACCUAAAAAAGAGGCGUAAAGUUAGAUCUCUGGAAGUAGUAACAGAUGUCAAAGACACCCGGCUUACAAGUUCAUUUGUGUGAAAACGUGGAUUGCUGCGUACGACUGCGCUAUUCGCUGACACGAAGACUGUAAUAAUGCAACAACCAACGCCAACUACUGACUACGCAAACGCCACGUCUGGCUAGGCUGGACUCAUUUAUACUAGUGGAUGCAUUUGCAUAGACUUGAGUUCAGCUUUAAAGGCUGUGAAGAUCGACCCUGGCCUUCGCCCGACCGAAGUAUUCCGCCUGGAGCUGCAGCGAUGAACACAAAAUCCAGGAUGUGCAGAGCCGUUGUCCUGACAUUACCCGUUUUUGAGGCAGAGGUGUGUGCUGCCUAUAAUGCCAGAGCACGAAAGCUCAGCCAUGCAUACUCCAAAUAUCCUUGAAGAACACUAAAGUUAAGUUAGCAGAAAUGAAUUCCAGACACUGAAAUCCUGGAAAGAACCGCCGUCCUCUGUGUCCGCUGUAUGUCGAGGCAGAUAAAGCUGCGACAGAGCGUUAACAUCUUGAAGAUGGAUGAAAACCGCCAGCCUAAACGAUUAUUCUACGGCGGCGCCGCUAUGGCUGCUCGCUAACAAGAUGGAAAAAAACGCCGAUACAAGAAAACUUCGAAUUCCUGUCCCAUUCACCUGAAAAUCGGCCCGGAAACCUGAGAAGGCAGCAUUCAAUAUCGAAGGACGUGGUUCACUGUCGUAACGACUGGAGCAGAUAUUUUUGAGGUCAAUCGCACAGCUGGUGCAAAAGAAAUGCGAGAUCCCCGCAGGACUAAAGGGUCACCGAUCAGUGAUCUAAGCGCCAACCUCGCCAUUGAGUAAACGCUGUCAAUGGAAAUUCCGAGCAAGGAUCCAUAUCGUUUAACAUUUUCGGAACCAACCAAAAACGUCCAAUAUAUCCUUUAACUGGCAAAAUAUCACCACUACCGGCACAAAUAACAUCGCCAGUGAGGACAACAGCAUUCUGCAAAAAGCACCAUCGUUGCCCCAACCAUAAACAGUGUUGACUCAGUUUCAGCCUGUCCCACAUGCAACUGCACAUUUAAAUCACACUUCAACCUGUUUGGUCACUUGCAAAUCUACCACUUUUUGACUGGCGAACAAUUGUCAGAGCCCUCAUCAGUCAUCUGUCGCUCCUGCCGUGCCUCUUCCCAAUGCCCGUGACGUUCAGAUGCGAAUGGGUUUAUCCGGCAAGGAUCGCAGCCAUGGAAAUUUUCCGUGGGAAAUGCACUCCAGAUCCAGUCAAUAAUCUCAUCCUACCCGCCAAGCAUACAUACAAAUUUUUAACCAUUUAUGAAUCUACGGCAAAACGCGAACCCACGCGCCACAAUGCGUUCCUCUAUACAGCAGUCGUGCAAUUUGCCUUGCCACCGUUGAUACUUCGGGGGAAACGUCCUAGAUGUUUAUAGUCAGUGCCUGAAAUCAUGAAACGCCAAACAAAAUUCCGAAAUUCUUUUUCGACCGGAAGGACUGCCUAAGUGGAGCAACGUAAUUCCGUGGUAUUUCAGACACGCUGAGGGUUGGCAUUUGAAUGCAGUUCAUUUUGGCCGCCUGAAAAAUCCGCACUUGUUAAAAAUUUCUACUUAAUUAAUGGGACAUUUAUUCACUGAUUUUGAUGCCUUUGUAAAUUCCAUCAUAUUUUACAGAAAAAGUAAAAAAACACUAUUUUCUAAAUUCUUUUGUUUGGACAUUAUGUCUUCUCCUGCAUUCAUACCUGAAAAAAGGGUGCUUUUGACUUUGAAGCGGUUUCUACCCAAGAAAUUUAUUGAAACCUAUAAUGUUGAAUUAAAUAGUAUCGUAUUUGAGUUUUUCAUAGUAUUUCCCAUUAAUUAUGCAACACAGUUAAACCCAUCGUGUAAUCUUAUGAGACCUACAUGGACGUUUUGCAAUAGCAUAAAGAAACGCUUGUUUUGUCUAAACGAGAAGUAUACAUUUUAUGGUCUGAAAAACCUAAAAAAUGGCAACAGAAUAUCGAAUGUAAAAUGAUUCAGAAAUAUGAAAAACGCUUAAAGCAAAAGGAUACCCUUUCUUAAAUUAUGAAUUCAAGAUCAAACAUGAUUUCCUACCAAAUAACUAUUAAAAAUAAUGUUUUUUAUACAUUUUCUGUACAAUUUAUUAAACAUGGCUAAGGUAUUAAAAAUCGGUGAAGAAAGCCCAUGGUCAGCUUUUGCCGGGUGCGGAAUUUUCAGGCGACCGAAAAUACAUGCAUAUAAAUCCAACACCCUGGCGCUCUAUAGGAUUAUGUCGCCCAACUUAAGUAAUCCCUUUUAAUCGGAAAUUUUGUUUAACAUUUCAUAAUUUCGGUCACUGACUGUACAUGCACAUCUCAUCCAGUCAGUGGGCACGUCCUUUAAUGCAGUUUUGCCCACGUAAUGCCUACCAGAGCGCGUGUUUUUCGCGUGGAUGGGUCGUUUAACCUUGCUAGCCAUUUCGCACGCGCCCAAUUCCGGUCAUCUUGACAUCAUCUAGUCAUCAAUGCAAAGUGGAUGAGGCGAUAAAUUGUGCGGUAGAUGCUGCGGACUUGUGCCCAGCCGGGGCUGUAUCUACUCUGUGGAGCACGCGAUGAAUGCCCGUUGUUUUUUGAAGUAAACGUCUGUGUUCGCGUUGUAGUCGGUCAAGCCGCAAACCAGAGGAUUUUAGGGUUUUCAACAAAAAGGACUUACUCUUAUACUAUGGGACAUAAGGCAAAGACGGCACGCCGUGCCAUAGAUACAUUAGGUGAGCUUACUCAUGAAAUGUCAUCCGAAAUUCCGAAAUGCGUUUUCGUCUCGAAAAGAUUUCUAAAGUAGUGUUGUAAAACUAGUCAGCCUGAAACAUAAUUCUAUAAUAUUUCAGCUACCUCAGGAUGCGAGCUUUCUAAUGAGCUUCCUUUCGAUUGAAUGCAAAAACUACACUCUGUAAAAAACGACUACAUAAGUUGCAUAAGGUUGUCUCAUUGAUUUUCAGUGCCCUAAAAGUCCAAUUAUGUUUCGUGGAAAACAUGCAUAAAAAUAUUCAUUCUUUUGCACAGUCGGUAGUUAGUUACGUCUUCUUCUAAUUUUAUACUUGAAGGAGAGACAUAAUUCGGUUUUCAAAAAGUUUAUAAUUGUGGGACUUUAAAUACCGUGAAAUGGCCGUUCAUAAAUCGUCAUGUUUCUGUAUCUACCAAUGUGGCUGGUAAAGUUAACAAUAUGAAUCAGCUUCACUGUUAAAUCUUAUGAACCCUAUAUGACCCCUCUUUGUUAUUGUAGAGAAAUGCGUGGUCUUCCGUAAGCGGAAAAUAUACGACCUGUAAUUUUAAAAUCCUGAAUCCGCGUGCGAAGGUAGAGCGGGUUCAAAAAUUAUUCGGGAAUUAGAAAUGUUUUUAAAAACCAAAUUAUACUUUUCUUUCAUGCAUACAAUUGAAAAAAAAGAGUUUAUUUAAUACCGAAUAAGCAAAAAUGAAUAUUUUUAUGUACGUUUUCCAUGAAAUUUAAUUGAAUUUUUAAGAGCAUCAAAAAUCAAGGAGAAAGAUGCAUACUUUCUAGGUAAUCAUUUUUGUAGAGCAUAGUUUUUGCAUGCAACCAUGAAGAUAUUCGUUCGAAAGCCAACAUCGUGUGGUAUCUGAAAAAUUGUAGAAUUACGCUGCUUGAUAAUUUGUUUUACAACACUAUUUAAUUAAUAUUUUCUGAACAAAAACCUAUUUCAGAAUUUAAGUUGACAUUCCGUGAGCUAACAAACUUAUUGUACAUCAUCUUUUGAAAAUUACACGCUUUUUACAUGAGUAUGGGGAUGUAGAUCCAUGCACAAGUCAUGUCGCCAUUGACGAGUUAGUACAAUUUCCCGGAGCUGCCUUCGUCAAAUUCCAGCAGGAACGCUCGGGCCGAACGCACACGUAGUCGCUUUCCAUGGCCAAACAGAUCAGAGGAGGCCCAUACUGUGAACUUCUUGGAUAAACAAAAUGGUCAUACAGGAAUUUUUUUAAUGCAGGGACGCUGAGUAUAAAUGUUUUGUGAAACUGAUUGUUUAAGCCGUUCCUAAGUUUUGCCUCAAAGGUGGCCACAAUCUCCUUGUGAACGGCAUUCGUAGGAAAUUUGGAGUAUGAAGUUAUCAGGGCUUAAGUUUUGGACAGUUAUUAACACACGGCACUUCAAAUGAAAUCUUAAUUGACAAGGCAUUUUCUGGUACUUUAGGGACUUCGAAAUCCCUGAGUUCGCAAUUAAAUGUGUACAAACAAAUCUACUGUAGGUUAGCCGUCGCGUUGAUCGAAUGUCGGCGAGACUCGCAUGCGAUCGGACUUUUUAUCACUCCCACCCAGCAGGAGAAGACUACCUUUUAAAGCAUCGUUGAAAUGUGCAGCCAUAAUAAAAACCAGUAAAGUCCUCGUUUAGCAAUAACAAAAGCAAAGCUGCCGUUAUCUUUGCAUUUUCAUACCUAUUACUAGACCUGCGACAUCCUAACAGGGAUGUGAGUAGAAAACCAACUUGUAAUCACGGCCCAUAUGGUGGUUGCAAGAGAAUCUGCACAUUCAACCUGAUGCUCACCCAAAUUUUGACCUCGACCUUCUUUGUACAGGAAUGCUCGAUGCAACUUCUGAGACAGUUUGCCAAAAAAUAUAAAAACACUAUGUUUUCUUAAAGGUCAUGCCGUUUUACUUACGCGAGUCAUGUACUACUUCCCAUUGGGUAUACCUAAUAGAAAAUUAAAGGUAACGUAGCGAUUUUAACUUCAAGAUACAUGAGAAUAUUGGUCUUUUUUGAGCAGAUCCCCAGAAACAUGGAACUGAAAAUUGUCAAUCAAAAACAAUCAUCUACUGGCAAUACUAGUUCAAGAUUUUUCCUAUUGUGAUCGCGAAAUAUGUAGGACAUCAUCAGGAUUUUAACUAACAACAGUGCUGUUUCAGUCCACGAUUAAGAAUAUUCAACAGCUUUGAAAAGAUCCCAUUUUACUUGGAUGAUGAAAUGUAUCACUUUGUAUAUUGUUCUCUUUUAGCACAAAUAUCCUGUAUUUUGGCCUGCAAUUAAGGCUACAGGGGAACCGAUGACCUUCGGGACGAUUACCGUCGAAUUAUUGGACACCAUAUCUGAAACAGAAAAGGGCCUUGGAGCUUUUUUGUUCACCGUCAAGAAAAAAGGCGCUUCUGCAUUCAGUCCGGUAUUUUUUGUUGUCUUUGUCUACUGAAAAUACCAUAUUCAGUUGUAUAACCAGCUUAGAAACUCUUGCUUGUGUUGUGGACUCAAAUAGGUAGACUGAGAGUAAUCUGACACAAAUGUGAUUAAACUCACGAUUCCCGGUGUGGCUUCGUAGCUUAUGUGCCCAGGGCCUUCCCCUGCUGUUGUGAGUUAGAAUCCCACCGAGGCACCGAGUUUUUCACGAUUGACUCAAAUAACCAAAUAAGCAUGCCAAUGUUUACCAAAACUGACACCCGCAAAAGCAGGUUUGAUAAGGAAAGUUACCUAACUAAACAACUUAAACAUAAAUCCAAAUUUUAGCUUAGCCUAUAAACUCCCAAUUUAUUUACCAGGUAGUACUUUGCAUCACAUCUUAUGAACUAACUCAUAACCUGGCCGACUGGUCUGUCAGAAAACGGUACGGUCCUUGGCAUUUGGCACUUAGAUUUGACUCAAUAGACAUCAAUCAAAUUUGCUGCAACAAAACCCGAAUACAUGUCUCGUUUAUUUUAUACAUUCUCACAACAAAACUGAUGGAAGUUGGUUCAUCACUUCAACUUAAUUCGAGAGAUUUGCAGUUUGAAAAAGAGGGGGUUGUGCUUUAAACCACUAAUUUGCAACUUACUAGGUACUUGAACCGAAAACAGGUUUUUGAGGUUAGAAAAACUCUUGACCAGCGGCAGCAUUCAGCUUCCGCCAUAUAAUCUUGUAGCGUACCAUCCAAAAAUAAGUGAUGUUGAUAGCAGUUUUACUGUAACACUUCAAACAUAGAUACCGGCUAGAGCACGCCAACUGUUUUCGCCAAUAUCCCUACUGCUGUUGUGGGGUACAGGUACAAGAAUUUGGUUUCCCAAUGUUAGCUUUGGCGUCGCGGAUGUAAUUACAGGCAUAUAUUCCGUUUAAACUGAUAACUUUAUAAUAUUUUUUCCAAUAAUUUUUAACCUUGUACUAACCUGUCAGAACCGUAAUUUCUAGAUUGCGCCCUAAGUUUGAUGUGUGCUACGGAUUUUAUAUCAGACAACUUUAUUGCAUACACCCACAAUUUACAUCUGGCUACUAGCACUAGAAGUGUAUAUGUGCCAUCUCGCGAAAUGUCAACCGAAAUUCUGACAUGUGCUCUCAGUCCGAAAAGACUACCUAAGUGGGGUUGUCGUAAUAAUUAUAUUGCAGGAUAAUCAUAAAAUAUUUCAGUCAGCUCAGACCGUUAGUUGUUGAAUUAGGUUUUUCUUGGUCGUCUGAAAAACUUCAUUCUGUAAAGACCAGUUAUUUAGGCACUAGGAACUCCCCAUUUUUUCCGAUGUCAAUAUAAAUGCAGUUAUAUUGUGAAUAAAACGUGCACAAAAAUGUAUGCUUUUGGACUCGUGAGGAAUAGAAUGUUCAUGCAUAUUUUCCAUAGCAUAUAAAAAAAUGCAUAAGAACAUCGAAAAUAAUGGGACGUUUUCAAGCUACAUGGGUAGUUACAUUUAACAAAUAUCAUUUUAUGAACGGCCGAAAUGAGGCUCAUUCAAAAGCUGACAUCACAGCGUAACUAAGCGAUCUAGUGAUUAUACUGCGAGGUUAGUAUUCUUACGACCAUACUUACAAAUCUUUCUUACUCGAUGACAUUUUGGAAUUUCGGUUAACAUUUCGUGAGCUAAGUAUUUCGAAUAUUGCUGCCAACUGCAUUAUACAGACGAUAAAGAGGAAAAAGGUCAAGCGGCGAUAAACGUUUUUAAAAAGUCUGAAUACAUAAGAUGAUACCAGCGCCGAGUUUUCAUAAAAUAUUUGGAAUUUCGAUAAAUAGUGACAUUUAAUCACUGGUGGGUAUGACGUCAGUAGAAGAAAGUUAUCCUAUAUUUUUAAGGUAGCAGAUAUAGUAGCAUUUGCUAAAAUGUUUUGCCGGUUUCCGAUAAAUUGUGGUUAUGUUUUUUGUCGGCCCUUUCAUAUAUGCAGGAUGAGGAAUUGUAAAAUGUCUUGACCUCUGAGAAGGCUUUUGGGAUAUGAAGGCUGGUAGACAAAAUAUCCGCAUUUUAUUCAAGCAACUAAUAUACUCAAUAUUUUUCGAUCGCUGCCUUGGAUUUUGAAGUGGCAUGAUACAAUUAGAAACCUUUACAAGAUAAUGCCAAUCAUGGCAUAAACUUUGGCUCCAAAUUUAGGUCUGGUACACUAAUGUUUUUUCGAUGUUGGAUGCAUUUUUUUAUUUAAUUAGAGUCAUUACUAAAGUCGUUCAGUAUAUGUUAGUGUCCAAAGACACAACGUCUAAAGAAUGCUCUAUCAAACAUAGCAGUUUGAUAACAGUCUUUCUUUAAUUUGACAUUAUACGACUGGAGGAAAUAAAAGCAUAAUGAAAUAGAACAAAGCGAAAUAGAACGAAACAGAACACAGCACCCUCCUGUCACUGUAUAUACCCGACUGUAAUCAACAGGACAAUGAACCUGCAACUGGAUGGCAAAGACGGUGGGUCACUAACUAAACAGGUGACGAGCUUGUGCCUCAGGAGUCCCAAGAACGUGGGGUUCGGUACGACUGGCUAAUGACGGCUAAUAAUCCAGAAAUGACCAUUUUUAUCUCCCUUGUUUUCGUUGCUAAUUUUACUUCCUAUAAUACUAGUUGCUGUCCUAGUGUUGGCGGGGCUCGAGAAGGAAUACCUAAUCAAAAAGCGGUACGUGUGUCCCAUAACGCGAUCGGUGAGCGCCCCUUCGCCACAAAGUAGAAACUGCCAAAUUAUGGUGGAGAAAAUAAAAGGUUUUGUCCUAUUGCCGGGCCCGCAAAAUAAGAUCACUGCCAGAGCUGAAGUCAGCGAAAACGUCAACACGAGUCCUCUUGUACUUUAGUCCCACGGGUUGCGUAGGAGAUUAAUAGAUACAGUGUAAUUUGCACCCUUUAAUCUCGAACAUUCUAAACCAUCUAUUGUUAGUCUACCACGCCUGAAAACCAGCUUACCUAAUAGAUAGAAGCUCCCAAAAUCCACUCAAAGCAAAGAGUCGGUUAUUGUUGUUAAAAACGCAACUUUUUUGGUCCUCUUAUUCUUACAUAUUAUAUAAGAGCUUAAAACGCAGCCAAGUUCAGCAUACGACCUAUGCAGAUCCUGGUUUACAGCCCAUAUAUGUGCCUUACGAUGCUUCUGCUGCUAGAUCAUGCGACUUUGAAAGGUUUUACAAGCCAGCAGAUUACACAGCGUCAACUUUUUAGCUUCUGGAAAACAAAUUACGGAUUAACAUGGGGUUUAUUUUGCAGGUUACUAUGGGAGAACUUAGGGUUAAGUAACGGGGAGUUUAGUGCGAGUAAUGUUGUUUAAAUUACGGCAAAAGUCACAGUCGCAUUACACUAGACUACCAGUAGUGCUCGUUGGUUUCGAAAUAACCGUCACGUGAUUACUUUCCAGAAGUCGGUUUUAUUUGACCUAAACGUACUUUAGAAUUCUGAAGCUGACCCUAAAAGUUAAUUCUCUUGCACAUAAUUCUUAGUCAUUCUUUUAAUAAGUUUCCACAGUAUUAGCUGCAUAUGCAUAUACAUUUUUGUUUGUAUUUGUAUGUGCACGCAACGUUUCAGCGAUUGUAAAUUCGAUUUCUGAUUUCUCUUAAUUUAUGACGCAAGACCGCUUCCGAAAGACCAUAACUAACCACUCCUCAAAUUAAAGUAAAUUAUACUCUCCAAAAUUGUCAGCGUAGGUGUAAUAAACGAUGGAAAAUUGUUGCCGGACUUCAUACCAGCCGUCUAAAUGGUUUGUAAUUAUGUGGAAGAAUUGGUCGGCAAACUUACUUAAUAAGAGAACAGACGCCGACGCCACUUUUGUCCCUGAAAUAUUCUUUAUUUUUUGUAUGUUCGCAAUCGAGUCCCACUACCGCGACUAAAAUGUAAACCGGAGCAGUCGCCUCUAACUUUGUCGCUUUGAUUAAUCAGUAAACGGCACUUUAAUAUAGCUUUCAGAUUCCCAUUUGCAUCGCUCAGCACAUAGGUCUUGGCUUAAUUUCUGUACUUCGGCAUAAGUGAUCAGAUGGGUUUGUGGUUUACCAUAAAUCAAGCGUGUCUUAUAGUUUAAUCACAGUCGAGGAAACAUUUGUUUGCAUAUUAGGCAGUAUAAACCUCUUCAGAAGCCCACACUUCCUUUUUUAUCUUGAAGACUUAAAAUAUGUAAAAAACGUAAGGGUGUAUAUGGUGAUAGCUAAAUACUACACGACACCGUUGUUAACCCCUCGAAUUAACAUUUUCGUUGGCUACAGCUGUUCAAGGUAUCGUAUGGGCAAAAUGGACUUCAUGUGGGAUUUCAAGGAUAAAAACGCCAAGGCUCAGUUUACUGUACGGGAAAUUUAGCCGUCAUAUUAUGCCUAUGAAGGUAACAUUACAAAUUCCCUGCACAGUUGUUACUUUGAUUAUCCGUUCCGCAAACAGAGGCUAAAGUUGUAUCUUAUGGGCGAAAUUGCCUUUUUCCUGUCAAAACUUCGGAAUUUCGCCGAACCUCCGCCUCCCCGAAGUAAUACAUAUCAUUAUGUCAAGUUAUCUUUCCUUAUUAGAUGGUUGUUUUUUGUUUCAGUUUAUUUCUAGCAGAAAAGAAAACGUAAAGCGCGAUUUGGUCUUACUACAUUGUCUGACUUGGCCGAACGAAGCGCAGCAGCCGAAGUCUUGUGACGCUCUCGUAAGACUGGCAUACCUUGCGCGUGAAUGGAACGCUGUAUCUGACGCGACAAAUCCCAUUCUCGUUGUAAGCAAGUACGUGAAUUAUUCUUCAAGUAUACCUAACAACAGUCAAGGAGAUCUAUGUUAGGGCUUCCAGCUGCAUGGUUAAUUGGACGAAUAUCUUUUCAUUUUUUAAGUGACGGUGUUUCUCGGAGUGGUGUCUUCUGUUCAAUAAGCAUCUGCAUGGACAGAUUGCUUUCCGAAUCAGAAGUUGAUGUGUUUCGUGCGGUAGAGACUGUGAAGCGGAAUCGACCUCAACUAGUGGAGAAUGUGGUAUGUUAAGUUGCAUUAUCCAAGAGUUCCUGUGCCGUGCUCGGCCAUUAGACAUGCUACCCUCUUUUGAAAAUUGAGAUUUUCUGCUGUCAUAAAAUUACGGACCCGCCCACUUUUCACUUCAAGCAGCAAGCAGCGUUAGACGCAAUUUCGCUGACUGGGCUAACACCGAUGAAAUAAUUAAGUACAAACCAAUUUAUUCGAACCCAUUAGUUUCCAUGACAGUAAAUGGCUAGCUGCUUCAAAUAUGUAUGUUUUACAGUUGGACAUCGCUUAGUGAGAUGUCUUUCAAGACUAUGUGGUUCGAUCGCUUUGUCUUUUUUUAUGCAAGUUUAUCUGCCAAAUGUCUAUUUUCGCAGUAUCUAUAGCAAAGUUCCGAUUACGUACUGGUCAGGAUAUCCAUUAGCCGUAGUUCCCGAUGGUUUCAAACUUUGUUAUAAAACAUCAAGCUCAUAAAGAUCUUGGUCCGUCUUUGUCUUUUGUACAUUUAUCCUUGGUAUAUGGCAGAUCACAAGACGAUGUCGAUCAUCCCAAGUAUGACCGUUGCUCCCGUUAGGUUACUGUUAAAAACGCUCAGAGCUUAACUGUAGCACUUCAUUCGAUUUGUGAGUUUCCUGUUUUUCUCUGCAGUCCGUGCCCUAUAAAUGCAAGGCGUACGCAUAAUGACUUAGAUUGAAGGCCAAUUCUACUCCUUUUAGUGAAGGCAAUGUAGACCUCUUACUAAGCAGAGACGGAAUUAAAGGACUGACCUAUACUUUACGUCUUUGUACCUUUGGAGACUUAUACUGCACACCCACAAUUCCGCAAAAGAGAGGACGGAACUUGACUUUUAGUCCUUUGUUGCUUUUAUCGGAUGUCCCCAUCCCAUUAAAUUUGCAUUUAAAGGAUCGAAUGAUCAAGAUAUUAUUGCAGUUUUCCGGGGGACCAGAGCUCGCUGUUAUGGGGAAUGCACAAGUUUGCUGUUGUACUUUUACAAAUCAGAAAGAUUUUUAAAACCACUUUUUGCUCAUAGAGUCUACAUAUCUUAGAGAGGGGAACUGCAAACUUUCUGACUAACAAUACAAUUGCGGCCAAGAAUCAUGCUAUCCGCAAAUUACCAGUAGUCUGUUCAACAGUUGGCGGUUGCGCAUAUCAAACAUUGUAAGUUUGCUUUAGUAACAUCAGUAGAAUUCGUGCCACAGAAAUUGUACUUAUGAUUAAGUCAAGCGUAGUGUUAUAUUGCAAACACGAGAGAUCUGAUGAAGGGAAUGGUUAUUUGACUUUUUGUUCAAGAAGUUUAACCAACAUUUUAGGAGACACAAAGUAUAUCGUUUGAGUUCUAACCUGCCUUUGCUAAAUACCCGCAAUGCCUGCAGAGCCAAUUAAAGGAAGACUUUACUGUGCUUGGUCUAACUGGAUAAUCUAGAAAUCUUCCACAAGGCAAUCAAGCAGAAAGCUUUCGCACAAUAGCCAACUUUUCACAAAGUUCUCCGUGCUCAGUUACCAACUAUGCCAAACGUACUAUCUAUCGGGCUAGAUUGUGAUUUAUUCAUGCUUUUGUACUCGAUCCGGUUGUAACCGCGUCUCGUUUAGUUCAGCCCAAGUUAUUGCAGCUUUACUGUCAAAACCCGAAGCGCUGCAGCAGCGGGCUCACUGAGCUCGAUCCUAUCUUUUCUUCAGUAUAAUAGGUCUAAGUGUUAACUCGAAGUCUUGAAAAAUUUUGUCAUCAUGUUUUAGCUCAUUUUUUUUCACCUCCACUUAGGUGACAGCGCCGAAUUUGAAAUAACGACAGUAUAAGAAUAUAACCAAAAACACAUAGAUAGUCAAAAGAAGAGGAGGCGUUCACUUGAUAUGCCACCCGGGAAUCGCAUUUUCACCAUUAUAGACACAUAGAAUGAUUUAACCUUCACAGAUUGCAUUGAGCAAAUGUGUUCUGUAAAGACGUUUCGGUGUAAUUAUGAAAUCCAGGUAUCCUCAGGGUCGCUUGAGAGUCCUGGACAAACCUUUCCAACCACAUCCGACGUAGGAUAAUUCAAGAGCACGUAUGAUAUUGGACCACUAGUGGGAAAAUAUUUUUAUUUAAUUAUUCGUUCAUGUGUCAAACGUUAUUAGACGUAAGACGUUAUUAGGACUCAAAGGCAGGAUGACAAUGCCUCAAGCUUAAUUAGAAGCCACAAGUAUGCUGCUGGAAGAAACGCUAUGCCCUUUAAAUUCAGUUCAACCCAAUUAGUGGCGCAAUUAAAUGGGACGGACUCUAUGAUCCAUUCUCUUUUAAUCGAUCUUCCGGAUACCUAGUUAUACUAAAGAAAGGAUUUCCGUGAGCAUAAAAUUGACCAGAUAUGCACCCAUAGCCAUUAACGUCAUCAGAACCGCCUUUAAUGCUCAUUUGCCACAGGAGAUUGCGACUAAAAGACCUAAACCUCGGACAGUGUGGGUUGCUGUUGGUUUUGGAGGAUUUAUGAAAUACGCACUACGAGUAUGUUUCCAUAUGUUAGUGCCUAGUCGGGAUCUUGGUUUCUCAGGCAUCACUGGGGAAUCAAGAGUACUCUGGAAAUGUCUGAUAAGUAAUAUGCAAAACCGUAAACCUUAAGGUUAAUAUGGUCAUUUCGAGAUGGUUUUUAGCUGUCCCUCUUGAUUGUUUGUUAAAUCAGAAAAAAGGCUUUUCGAGCCCCAUAAAAAAAGAUCUCGACUGCGCGUAAUUUGCGCAAUCGGAACGUUAGACCGUUAACCCAAAUAUUGUUCAUGCCAGGAGGAACGCAGCCAUUUCAGUAGACCUUGUGUUUAAGUCAUCCCAGGAUUGCGCACCUCUAUUAACACAGUGGUUUUAGUUCUACUUUACGAAUGUCGAUAAGCUACUCGGCCGUGGGGUAUGCGGGACGUUUGGACGGCUCGCAAGGCCGCGGAUAUCCAAGGGUACGCAAACCGCAAUGAAUAUAAUUUCUUCUCCGCGGUCUAGGCUGUCUACAGCCGGCCAACCAAAGGAAGUGAACAUCUUCUCAGCGCCGACGCCAGUACCAUACUCACCGAGAAAACACAAAUGCUUCAGAGGCGUUCUCAACCGCACCACCACCAUCUCCGACGCCGCCAUCGUCUGUUUGACUCAAGUGAAUCCCAACGCUGACCUCGACCUUCCGCCCUCCCUACACGAAAACAUCAGGUCGUGCAGCAGCUCUCCAGCGGGAAAACGCCCGGAUUGGACGCGAUCUCUGCUGAGAUCUAUAAGCACGGCAGCCUCCAACUCAUGGAUCAUCUGACCCUGCUCUUCAAAGAGAUGUGACGUUAAGGAGAAGUCCCGCAGGAUUUCAACAACGCCAAAAUCGUCCACCUCUACAAACGGAAAGGGAACCGCCAAAUCUGCGACAACCACCGAGGCAUUUACCUGCUGGACAUCGCUGAGAAGAUCCUCGCUCGCAUCCUCUUCAACCGCCUGAGAAAACAUUAGGAGCGGGAUCUUUUGUCGAAAGCCAGUGCGGCUUCCGCCUUCAUCGUUGUACCAACGACACGAUCUUCGUCGCCCUCCAGCGGCAGGAGAGGUGUCAGGAAAUGUUGGCUCAACUUUACUCAACCUUCUUGGAUCUGACGAAAGCCUUCGACACAGUGAAUCGUGAAAGACUGUGGAGAAGCAUGCAGAAAUUUGGAUUUCCCGAACGAUUCACUCAGAUGGUGCGUCAGCUCCACGAUGACAUGAUGGCGCGAGUCACGGACAAUGGAGCUGUCUCUGAAGCAUUUUCACUGAUCAACGAAUUGGAGCAGGACUGCGUCAUCGGGCCUACCCUCUUCGGUCUCCUGUUCUCUGCCAUGCUAAUGGACGCCUACCGUAACGAAUGACCAGGAAUCCGCGCCGCCUAUAGUACGGACGGCCAACUGCUCAAUCGUCGGAGGAUGCGCUUUCAACUGCGCGUCUUCCCUAACCACUGUCCAGGAACUUCUGUCCGCCGAUAACUGCGCCCUCAAUGCAACUACUGAAGGAGACAUGUAAAGGAGCAUGAAUCUGUUCUCCGUCACCUGAAAAAACUUCGGCCUGAUCACCAACUCGGAAAAGGCGGUGUUCGUGGAUCAGCCACCUCCCAAAACUGCUCGCAAUUUGCCGCAAAUAGGCGUAAACGAAACCCAACUGCGAGUGAUGAACGACUUCACAUAUAUGGGCAGCAUUCUCUCCCGCAGAACUAAAACUGACGAUGAAGUGACUCGUUGGAUUUUCAAGGUCAGUCUUGCAUUUGCUAGUCUUCAUAAUACAAUUUGGACACGUUAUGGUCUUCUACUCAGCAAGAAAAUGAAGAUGUACAGGGCCGUCGUCCUACGACGUUGCUGUAUGGAGCUGAGACCUUGCCGGUGUACAUGAAGCAGGCACGCCGACUCAACCACGUCCAUCUUUUUUGUCUUCUUCAAAUACUGAAGCUAAGUUGGCAGGACCGAAUCUCAGACAAGGGCUUACUGGAACGGACGGGAAUCCUUAACAUCCACGAUAUGCUGAGAUAGAUAAAACUACUCUGGAGCGGCCACCUCGUACGGAUGGACAACAAGAGGCUACCCAAACGAUUUUUCUCUGGAGAUUUCGCGACGGGUUCAUUCCGACAGGGGAGCCAAGUCCGACGCUACAAGGAUACUCCGAAAACCUCCCUGAAGUGCCUACAGAUAAACCCGGCCAACUGGGAAGACCUCGUCCGGGACCGAGCUACGUGGAGGAGAACAGUGAAGAUAGGCGCGGCAAUCUCCUAAGCCAACCGCAUCUCCGCCACCAAAGCCAAGCGCGGGACAUGCAAAGCUCAACUGCCACCGACGCCUCACAAUGCCAACGCCCAACCGCCUCCAAGGUGCCACAAUGUAGACGGACACUCCGGGCGCCAACUGGGCUUGUCGUACACCUCCGGACCAACUGCAGCGCCCGGACUGCACCAACCGUCGUCGUUCCGUUCCCCUCUCCCUCGUCUCUCGUGCUAUCAAAAUAACGUUGAUCGCCCUCCCGAACCACCACUACCAUCAUUCUCCUCCUCCUCCGCCGCCGCAACGUCCGCCGCUGUGGCGUCUGCCGUGCCCAUCAACACUGCACAUAAUCCCGACACACCAACAAACACCACCACCACCACCACCACCACCACCACCACCACCACCACCACCACCAACACCACCACCACCACCGUCAACACUAGUAAUGAGGACCUUGUCUAUACGUUUUCUCAUUGCGACUGCAUCUCCACCUCACACAUCAGCCUGGUGAUCACUUGCGAAUCCAUCGCACAGCAACUUGUGAAUCAGUGCCUGGAACCCUAG
Messenger RNA from Spirometra erinaceieuropaei, 84021 nucleotides. The record is from the annotation of a GenBank genome assembly. Lineage: Eukaryota; Metazoa; Platyhelminthes; Cestoda; Diphyllobothriidea; Diphyllobothriidae.